Messenger RNA from Podarcis lilfordi (Lilford's wall lizard), 45400 nucleotides. The record is from the annotation of a GenBank genome assembly. NCBI's taxonomy places the organism in Eukaryota, Metazoa, Chordata, Lepidosauria, Squamata, Lacertidae.
AUGCUUUCCCCAGGAGCUCUCCAGACGCUGAACAACUGCUACUCCAGGUUUGAUGGUCAGCACCUUGCAGACUCACCGCUCAACCAGAACUGGAGAGUGAGUUCAGGCGGCACAAGACAAGUUAUCACUACUGCAAAUCUCACUAGCAUGAAAUACAACACACUAAGAGUUCAUUUAAAGAUGCUGCAAAUAUCAUCAGCAUGUGCUGCCACACAGCAUUAAUAAUGCAGUUUCCUAGCCCUUAAUCUUUUAUCGCUUCCAUAAAGUGGAGGGGGCAGCUGUGGUUUCUUCCACCACCAUGAAACUCUCAAUACAGCCAAGGCUGCAAAACUGAAAAUAAUGCAAUCUCUAGAACCGUUGCUCUUAUGAAAUACCGCUGCUGCCAAGACCCUUUCUCAGUUAAUGAUCUGAAGCCACUAAACCAUUUCACAAAGCCCAGCUCAGCUCUUUGCUUUUCUGAUGCAAUCCGUUCCAAAACAAUUUUAUCUGUGACAAAGUCCAGAUUUCAGCAAUCCCCUUUUUCCACUUGCUCAUUUGGUCUCUCUGUAGGUACAAAAUAGGGUUAAUUAUCCCUUGCCUACGGCUCUGCUGAUACUGUGCACUGCUAUUGGGUAACACGGGUGUCCAUCAUGUUUAGGAAGUGACUGCAAGAAGGAAGGCUUCGCUGCAUUACAGCUUGUACACGGAAGGAAGAAAACACAGCAAGCAGGCCAGCAAGUUGCGGGUUUUGCCGGUGCAGGGGCAAGCAAGGUAAAUGAAUUAAAUACUAAACCACAUCAGACAGACUGGGCUAGUGGUUUAAGCAGGGCUGCACUGUCAAAACAAGAGGGCCUCAGAAUUCCAUCCACAAAAAGAGGCACAACUUUCCACCUUAAGAGGACGGAAUACUCUAUUUUCUGCUUCUUUAUCUACUUCCAAGAACCUUUUUUUAAAAAAAGAAGCCAGCAAGGAGAUUGAAGGGAAGCAGAAUCGUGUGUGUGAGAGGCAGCCAAAUAACAGAGGUCCUCUACGGCCUGCCCUUGGCAUAAGGAUUUUUGCUUGCUUAGCUAAUUCCUGAUUUGCAAAGGUCUCUUUUCUUAGGACGUUCCCCCUAAGAUAGUUUCCCCCUUGCUUAGUUUUGAAAGAAGAGGAACAGCUUUGGAAAACAGGAAGGAGAAAGUUUUGGAUUGCUUGAAACGAUUGCUUGAAGUGAUUUUGUGUUUGGAAGCAUCUCAGUUCUACAACUGGGAAGGGGGAGUUCCUCUAGCGUCUAACGAAUUGGCAUUGUUAGCACAGGUUGUGCUUUUUUGUGCAUGUGCUUAAAGUGCUUCACGCAGUUACCUUGGUCAUUCGCGGAGGAUACGUCAAUCAACAACUAUCAGUGGUUAUUUCGAUCCUCCAUGUUCAGAGGCAGCGUGCCCCGAAUGUCAGUUGCUAGGGGCAACAGUGGGAGACGGCUGCUGCCUUUGAGUGCUGCUUGUGAGCUCUUGAGGUACAUCCAAAUGAAUGCCACGGGAAGCAUGAUUCUGGCCUAAACAGAUGCCUAGUGUGAUCCUGCAGGGUUCUGCUUACAUGUAAAGUAAAGCAUGUGUAGCACCAUUUUAUAGGUGAUGGGGCUGAAGUUGAAAGACGCUUGGCUUGCCAAGAUAAUCCAAUGGGUGCCUUUAGAAACCCUUCCCAUCCCUCUUCCAGUGUUAGAAACUCAGAUAUAUAAGCUAGGCGCCGAACAGCGCCUUAAACCAAGGUCACAGUUGUCAAAACAGAAUGCCUGGUUGCCAUUUUUGGGCCGAAUGGCUUGAAAGUUAUAUUUUUCAAUACAGUGGUACCUCGGGUUACAGACGCUUCAGGUUACAGACUCCACUAACCCAGAAAUAGUACCUCGGGUUAAGAACUUUGCUUCAGGAUGAGAACAGAAAUCGUGUGUCAGCGUCGCUGCGGCAGCAGGAUGCCCCAUUAGCUAAAGUGGUACCUCAGGUUAAGAACAGUUUCAGGUUAAGAAGGGACCUCCAUAACGAAUUAAUUUCUUAACUGAAGGAAUCGCUGUACGACUUUUUGGUUCCUGAAAUUCAUUCUGAUUGUGCAGAUAAGAUGUAAUGGAUAGAAUUCUACAGAUGUGUUGCUAGUGUGUGAAAACAGUCAAGAUCAAAUGAUCCCCAGGCGUGCACCUCCACAUGGUGGAGAUGUCAGGCACCAUCCUGGCAUCUGGCUGAAAGUGGCCGAUAGCCAGGUGCAAAAUGUGCCUGUGCUCUUCACAACAGACUUUGGUCUCUUGUCAGGGGAAUGCUCUCAACCCAGAGGUUGCUUUCCAUUUCCCCACCAUCUUUCUUAGCGCACAGCCAAGUUUCUAGUCAAAACAGAGUGCCAGACUUAUUGGACACUCUAUUAUCUAAAGCAGAGACAGAAAACCUGUGGAUGUCCACAAACAUCAGGAAGGCAACUCUCAUCAGUCCCAGCCAGCACUGCCCAUGGUAAUAGACAACAAGAGUUGUCCCAAAACAUCUGGCAGGUCCUUAUAACUGGUCUAAAUGAAAGAUGGUGGAAUUCACAGAAAGUUCUCCCUCCCCAAACAUCUACUUCUUUCCUAACUUUUUUUUAAAAAAGAGCAUCCCCCCCCCCCCACGGCAGUCUAUCCUCCCUCUCAUACGAGAUACUCUGGCCUGUAUUCUGGACAAGCGUCACCAGGUUGUAAAAUACACAAAGCCCUACUCCACAUAUCUUAUUAUGAUUCUCAAACAGCAGCUCCAUUUUUUAGGCUGACCAUUUUUGAAACUUUGAGACUUUGAAAAGCCUGGAGAGCUGUUAUUCCAAAAAAAGGUUGAAGCCUGCUGGGUUUCUGCAAGUCCUUUAGUGGACCUAAAACAACUCUAUGCUUAAUCAUGUCUAUACAUGACAAAUAAUGGUUGCUUUUCUAGCUAGUCCCCUCUCAGAACUGUAAUGGGGAUCAUAAGCUGACCUGACCAAAAGUUACAAUGCCAGCCAUGUUUACUUUCCAUAGAGAUGCUUUCCUGUAGGAGCAAGACCCGGGGGAAGGGCUCUUUAAUCCCCUUAUCUCCCACAAGAGCAGCAACAGAUGCUUUGGUUUCAUUCUCCCGUUAUACAUGUUAAUCUAUCAGGGUGCAUAAGCGAAAGUACACAAGAGGCAAAAACUCUGGCAAAGGCUAUGCUCACACUGGAGAGUGGAGAGCCAUGAGCCUGUGUCUUGGCUUGGGAGAAAUCAGCAGAGGGGCCUGCAAGGAGUUCUCAGGUCACUAAGUGCCCAUCCAUUGUCUAACCAGUAAGGAAGCAGUAUACUGCACCAAUAUUAACCAGUGGGCAAGUUAUAUUGGCCCUCACUGUGCCAGUAUUCACUGAAUUCUUUUGAUUUGAAUCCCAUGAGAUUUUUGGAAGUCUCCCUGGUGGCCCUGUGAGAACAGAUGAUUAAGAUACACUCCCUAGUUGAAAAUUUCAACUAUGAGCUGUCAUAAGAAGGUACGACCAAUUAAAGCAGUCCACAGUAGUUCACAGAUUGCAGAGAUUAAAUGAUUUGUGGAAAGCGAAACUCCCUUUUCUUUUGCAAUAGGUUCCACUGCUGCAGAACCCAGUUCAAGCGACUUCCCUCCAUCGGUGUCUGUUGCAUGCUUCCCACAAACUACCAAAGCCUGCUGUGCAUGCCAUCAAGAUGCAUGGAGAUUAGAUUUUGCUGAAUGGACUCAUUUGAAGUUAGCUGGCCAGGAUGCAUGCAUGCUACCACUGAAAGUGUAAAGAGCACAAUGACUCAGAGGCACCUCAUAUCCAGAGUCCCUAAAAGGAGUUAAUCUGCCGACUCAUUCGGCAGGGCUGAAAUUCCUCGAACCCAAAGCCAAACUUUCCCAACCACAAGCAGAGUACUGGAGCUCAUUCUACUCCUAAAGUACAAUUACACAUUCAUCCGUGAAAAACAAAACAUUUAAACUUACUAUAAGAAAGUCCAGAAUAGAUUUCACACCAACCUACCCACAUCGCACAACUGCUCAUGCAUGUGCAACCUAUGCAGCAAGCUGUGAAUGUCACAGCCCCUCUGGCACUAAAUAAAUUCCAAUAUAACUCCCCCAGCCCUUCACAUAUUCAUCAUUCUUAGCCUUCCCAUAAGGCAGGUUGGUAUGGUUAUUCCCCUGACUACUGAAAGUGAGACUGAUGAACUGAAUUGAUUGGAGGGCUGCGGUGAGACAUGAAACCAGGAGUUUCCUUGGUUUUAAUAAUAUUAGACUCGGGGGCACUGGGUAGAUUCCACUAGUAGCAAACAACAAUAUAUAAAUUCCUGCUCACACACUCAUCAAACGUAAAGGUAUCCAGAAAUGAAACCAUGUUAAUUUGUUGCAAAAAAAGUGGCUUUGGAUUAACAAUAUACUCUCAAUUUAUGCCAGGGUUACAAUCCGCGGAAAACGAGUAAAGCCAAAAUCGUGUAUAGUCAAAACACACUGGGCGCAAUGGCAGGUGGGAUUGCCAAAGUUUCCCCCCCUGUAUAUGUGGGUAUAUGUGUGUGUGUGUGUGUAUAUGCCAAGUGCUUAAAGUGAAAUGCACUUAAAUUGCGAGUUACCUGUAAUUGCAGCACAAACGGCACCUGCAACAAAACAUUGCCAUGUGAUAUGCUCCUUCCAUCACCCCACCAAAUAUGAAACAUAGACUCUCCUGGAUGGGUCUGGGGUUUACCCCUAGUCAGCUGUCAUGCGCGCACACACCCACACCCCCCAUGCAUGAACAGUGUCUUUUUGGCUACAUAAGCUCAGCUCUAAUUUCAUAGACCAGAAUCCAGUUCAUUGUAUAAAUUAUAAGAUUACACGGUGCAUAUAUAAAAUAUAGCCACACGGGCACAUGGCUAUGAACAAACUAAGUAAUUGUAAACAGUGGGGCCAAGAGGCCAUGAAAUGCCAACAGGUGCACCACUGCUUACAAACAUGUACCUGUGGAUGUUCACAACCUGCCAAUAGAGGGGAGACAUUUCACAUGCCACUAACUGUUGCACUUUUAAGGUGUCAGAAAAUCUAAUCUAUCUAAUGCUUUACAGUAUAACAUAAGCAAAACGGUAGGUCUCUGCUCUCACAAGCUUCUACACGCGCACACAUAUAUCACGCAGGCAUAAAACUAGCUAUUUGCUUGAAAUAACCUAGGUAUUACCUCCAUGUGCCCUACAGAGACAUCUGUAAGUUGGAAGAUAAUAGGGUUUCUCCCUUUGCCCCCUUUUAUGGUGUCUGAACCACAAAAUGAUUCACAUAAGCAUGAGGGGUAGGCAGUGAAAGCGGUCACUGAGCUGGUGUGACAUUUGUGGUUUUACCUAAGAGAUCAAGAGCAUGUAACAAUCAUAUAUGCAGGCUGUCUAUGCAGUUCUACAAUGUGGUAGUUGUAGUUAAGAAGUAUUUUAUACAGAAUAUUGUAUGUAUGGUGUAGCAGUUAGUGCAGUUAGUGUGACAAGCUAGGACCAGGUGGGCAUAGGUCAGCUCCCCAUUAAGCCAGGAAGCUCCCUGAUGACCAUGGACCAUACUCUAUGCCAAAAAUAUGCAUCGGAAGGGGUGUCAAAGGUCAUCCAGUCCAAGCCCCUGCUGGUGCAGGAAAGUCACUGCUACAGCAUCCCUGAUAGGUGACCGACCACCCAGCCUCUGUGUAAAAUCUUGUAAUAGAAAGUCUGCCACAUUGCAAGCCAUCUAUUCAACUAUCAAACAACUUGUGUGGUCAAGAGGUUCAUCCACAUCCUUUGCUCUGUGAUCUGUUUGACAGCUUUCCAAUAUCUUAAGAAGGCUGUCAGACUACCUCUUCAUAAUAUCUUCUACAGGCUGAACAUUUUAUUGUGUUCUUGUUUUGUAUUUUGAUGUUGUGAACUGCCCUCUGAUCUUUGGAUGAAGGGCAGUAUACAAAUAUAAUUAUUAUUGUUUUUCUAAACUGCUUUACCCUUUCCUUACAGGACCUUGUCUCAAUACCCUCCCAAUUUUCGUCACUCUCUUUUUGACAAGCACCAGGGUUGUUGCAAAAUUUGGAGGUUCAGAACGGGGGGCGGGCAUGGCUGUGUGUAUGUUAUCCUCAGCUUCUUCAAGUGCAGUUGGGAGACAAAUGAAAUAGAACAUAUUAUUACAGUGAAUAAUAUAACAGAGAUAAAGUUUUGCCUUCUGGCUUCUUGAACUGCUCUGGUAUGCAAUAAAUACAUUUAUACAGAUACUUUACAGUAUACCAAUUUGAAAAGCAGCAACAUUUUGGGAGCAUAAAAUAGCCUUACAGGCUACACUGACUAUGUGUCCUCCUUCACAGAGGACAGUCCUCUGUAUCUGAAUCUGAAGAGUCAUGUAUUUAAAAGGCUGUCCCAUUCAAGUACAAUGUAAAGAAGAAAUCAUAAGAAGGAAAACAAAGGAAAGUAUUGAAGGUGCCCAUUAACAUUAGCAGCUGAGCAGCAGAAAGGUCACCUGGCCACAUUGUUCUUCACCACGACAAAAUGUACAGUGGUGCCUCGCAAGACGAAAUUAAUUCGUUCCGCGAGUUUUGUCGUCUUGCGAUUUUUUUCGUCUUGUGAAGCACGGUGUCGGGAAAGUUUUGGAAAAGCUUCAAAAAUCACCAAAGUCUUUAAAAACCUCAAAAAGGCUACCACACCGCUGUUCUAUGAGUUGCUCCUCGAAGUCAAGUCGCAACUGUAUUAACGGUGUUAAGAAAAAGAAAACAAACUUGCAAGACGUUUCCGUCUUGCGAAGCAAGCCCAUAGGGAAAAUCGUCUUGCGAAGCAGCUCAAAAAACGAAAAACCCUUUCGUCUAGCGAGUUUUUCGUCUUGCGAGGCAUUCGUCUUGCGGGGCACCACUGUAUUUCCAUUGAAAUUAUAGUCAUUUUUUCAAUUUCAAGAGGCUUUUAAGAGCUGCUAAUGUAAGCAUUCACUAACUUAGAGCAGUUCAAUUUUACAAUUUAUUUGUAUUGGUUGCUGCUGUUUAAGUUUGUUGGUUGAAUUUGCUGUAUUAGCCCCAUAAAAGGUAAAGGGUAAAGGGACCCCUGACAAUUAAGUCCAGUCGUGAACGACUCUGGGGCUGCGGUGCUCAUCUCGCUUUAAAGGCCGAGGUAGCUGGCAUUUGUCCACUUCCGCAGACAGUUUUUUUGGGUCAUGUGGCCAGCAUGACUAAGCUGCUUCUAGAGAAACCAGAGCAGUGCACGGAAACGCCGUUUACCUUCCCACCAGAGUGGUACCUGUUUAUCUACUUGCACUUUGAUGUGCUUUCGAACUGCUAGGUUGGCAGGAGCUGGGACUGAACAACGGGAGCUCACCACGUCAUGGGGAUUCAAACCACCGACCUUUCGAUCAGCAAGCCCAAGAGGCACAGUGGUUUAACCCAGAGCGCCACCCGCAUCCCAAUUAGCCUCGUAGAAUCAUGUAAUUGUAGAGUUGGAAAGGACCACAAGGAUCAUCUAGUCCAACCCCUCCUGCAAGGAAGGAAUCUUUUGCCCAAAAAGGGUCUCAAAGCCACAACCCUGAUAUUAAGAGUCUCAUGCUCUACUGACUAAGCUAUCCCAACUUCAGUAUGUGUGCUUUGUUUAUUCAUUAUUAUGAAUAAACUGUUUAGUUUGUUACUAACCUGCUAGCCACCUGUGAACAUAAACCUAUGUUGAAGGGGCAGGAUAAAAACGCUAAAAAUGGGGAGCCCCAUUCGCAUCUAGAAGCAAACAUAACUAGUGAUGGCAUGUCUGCGCACGCACGCGUGCGUCGCUUUUUGCUGCUUUUGCGCAUGCGCGUGACAUCAUUUUGAGCGUCAUUUAACAGGCUCUGUUACUUCCGGGUUGCCACAGAGCACAACUCGAACGCGCUCAACUGGAAGCGUAUUCAACCCGAGGUAUGACUGUAUGAUUCUAAGGAGGAGGGGUGAGCACCCCGUGAUGGUUAGUUGCAAACAAGCAAGUGGGGUGAGGAUGAGGCGGGCUGAAGCUGACAGGCAGCGCCCCCCUCACACUAAUGGACCAGCUUCCCCUCCCAAAAUAAUAAUAAUAAAAAAUUAUUAUUUAUACCACGCCCAUCUGGCUGUGUUUCCCCAGCCACUCUGGGCGGCUUCCAACAGAAUAUUAAAAUACAAUAACCUAUUAAACAUUAAAGCUUCCCUAAACAGGGCUGCCUUCAGGUGUCCUCUAAAAGUCAAACAAGCUCUGAUCCACACAGGGGCAGGGAAGAGGGGAGAGAGAACUUCAUACCUACAUAGAUAGAUAUGGCGUGGCAGACUUUAUUUUGUCACCACGUGCUUGGCUCCAGCAAUGACUCAGCAAAUUCCUCCCUUUAGCCUUUUCCCUCUCUCUCUGACCCCUCCCAUCUAGGCUCCUCCCCCUCCUUUCCACAGGGCGGCGCAUGCGCGAGCCGGCCCAGCGCGCGGCCCAAUCCCGGACCUCCCUCCGUCCCCUCAGCGGUCCAACCGAAUUCGCCUCUGUUUUUCUUCCCCUCACGAAACAACAAAGCCGCGCCGCCGCCACUCCAGUCAGUCAGUCAGUCGCUCGUUUGCCUUACCUUGGACUAGGCGGGCGGGAGCGCGGGGAGGGCGGGAGCGCGCGCGCGCACCCGCGGCUACUCUUCACCCCCCCCCCUCUACCCGCCGGACAGAGAAGCGUGAGGCGAAAACUGGCGAAGGGGCCUCGCAACGGCCGGCCGGGCUCGCGCCUCGCCUCCCCUCAGCGCAGCGGCCUCGCUCUGGCCUCCUCUCCCUGGCGCGCGCGUGCCGCGAGUGAGUGAAAGUCAAGUUCUCCUCCCCGCCCCCAUCGGGGACGGGAGGGAGGGAGGGAGGGGAGGCCGGGAGGGAGAACAGCGGCAGCAACAAGCGCGCGCCGAAGCUCCUCCUCCCUCUCGAGCCGCCCAGCCAAUCGGGGCUCGGGCCGUUUUCCGGGGACGGGUUGUCACCCGAGCCUCGCCACGGCAGACGUCAGCGAGCCGGGGGCGGGGCAAGGGAGCCAAAACCACGCCCUCUCGCUCCUGCUUCUCUCCCUCCUCCUCCUGGCUCUUCCUUCCUCGCUCCCACCUACUUGGCGUAGCCACGCCCACUGAAGAAUGUUCAUUCAUGCGGGGGAAGGAAGCGCGGGAAAAGCGGGUGAAGAGCUGGGUGGUCUCUGUCGGCAAGGCGCAUGUGUUUCCUGAUGGUUUUGUUUCUGUUGAAGGGGAGGGGAGGAAGAGACUUAAGGGCUGGUGGUUGGGGGGCGGGGUUAGAAGCCACAUCAGAUACAAUAGUACCAUAGAAUUGUAGAGUUGGAAGGGAACCCAAGCUUCAACACCCCCCCCCCCCGCAAUGCAGGGGUCUCAGCUAGGACAUCCAUAACAGAUGGCCAAAAUAAUAGUAACUGCCAGGGCUAUUGUAGUGCUGCUGUCAAUUACAGUGAAAGACCUACACUAGCUCCCAGUACAUUUCCGAGCACAAUUGAAAGUGUUGGUGCUGACCUUUAAAGCGCUAAACGGCUUCAGUCCAGUAUACCUGAAGGAGCGUCUCCACCCCCAUCAAUCUGCCCAGACACUGAGGUCUAGUGCUGAGGGCCUUCGGGCAGUUCCCUCGCUGCGAGAAGCCAAGUUACAGGGAACCAGGCAGAGGGCCUUCUCGGUAGUGGCACCCGCCCUCCCACUGGAUAUCAAAGAGAAACUACCAGACUUUUAGAAGACAUCUGAAGGCAGCCCUGCUUAGGGGAUUUUUAAAUGUUUAAUAGACUAUUGUAUUUUAAUAUUCUGUUGGAAGCCGCCCAGAGUGGCUGGGGAAACCCAGCCAGAUGCGCUGGGUAUAAAUAAUAAAUUAUUAUUAUUAUUAUUAUUAUUAUUAUUAUUAUUAUUACAAAUCAGCCUGCUGUUUGCAACAUUUUUCUUUGUGUGCUCAAGUUAUGGUCAAACCGCCACCUGGAGUCCUUUGUCCAGUUCUGGGAACGAUAGUUUAAGAAGGAUAUUGACAAGCUGGAAUGUGUGCAGAGUGGGAUGACCAAGAUGAUAAAGGGCCAGAGAAUCAAGCCUUAUGAGGAACAGUUGAUGGAGUUGGGUCAAGGGGAGAUAAGAGAGCCAUCUUCAAAUAUCUAAAGGGAUGUCACCUUUUUCUGCUGCUUUGGAGGGUGGGAUCGGAACAGAAAAGUAUGGAGAUUCUGACUAAAUGCUAGGAAGAACUUUCUGACAGUAAGACUCCCUUGGAAGGUGGUGGACUCUCCUUCCCUGGAGGUUUUUAAGCAGAGCUUGGAUGGCCACCUGUCAUGGAUGCUUUAGCUGAGAUUCCCUCAUUGCAGGGGGUUGGGCUAGAUGGCCCUUGCGGUCCUUACCAGCUGUACAAUUCUGUGUAAAAUCUGCCAAGUGAGAAUAGCAAUUCAUAGAUCUAAUGAAGGGGUCUCUUAUUUGUUCUUUCACAAUAGCAGUAUAGUCUUAUACAACUCUUUUUAGACGUAAACUGAGUUCUGCCAGUCUUUUAAGGUUGCUCAGUACCCUUUUCUAUGUAGUAUAACAGACACUCCCCCACCCCCACCCCUGUUCAUUUAUGUGACGUUUGUUUCGUUUGAUUAAAUCAGAUUGGUUUGGGAUGUCGGCAUAUUUGAAUUCCUCCUCUAAGAAAGCUUUAAAAACAAUCAUUUUGGAUUUUUGCCACAGUAGGAAAGCACAAAAACACUUUCGCUUUCUAUUUCUCCACAGUGAGAUCAAAUAAAUCAAAGGGUGUGUGGGUGUGAUAAAUAGGUGCCUGAAAAACAGACAAGAGUGUGUUCAGGAACCCUGAUUGGGGGAAAGGUAGCAAGUUCUGCCCUAGAGUGAUAGUGCUGAAUUUUGCACCUUGCAAUAAUGGCUUUUCUGUGUGUCCCUGUAUGUACUUUGGGGGGUGUGUGCGUGCAAAUUCUAUGAAACUUAAAGCACAGCCAGUGCAGGUCUACUCAGAAGUAACUAAAGGCUGUGAAGUGUUUACGCUGCUUCUGUUGCAAGGAAAGGACACUUACAAAUUUAUCUGUUAGUAGGCAGGCUUUUACUUAUCAUCACCAUCAUCAGUUUUGUUGCUGUUUCCUAAAUACCAGUCAGUCACCAGGCAGUGCACACAAAAAAAUUAAAAACGUAUGUUUCAAAUAAAAACUUUUUUUAAAAAAGCAGGCAAGAAUAAUUAACAAUUGUUGCGCAACAAAAAACAACUCAGCCUCUAAAAAGCAAACAGCGUUACUGUUUGCCACAGCUAAAGAAUGCAGCCUAGGCAUAUAAGCCACAGAAUCCAGCUCAUGGUGUUCCUGGGAGCAGGCUCAAAAAAAUAUUCUGCUGAAAACAAAAACAAGAGUUUAUUCUAGGAGGUUUGCGGCAGUACCAUCCAACAGUUGCAAGGCGGAAGGCUUUAUUCCUUCCUGCUGUUACCAUUAUCAAGCACAAACACAUGGAGGUAUGGUUGGGGAGGUGGAUUUGUUUUAGCUCUCCCAAGAGGUGAGCCCAGCUGCAGUAAAUAAGGAAGCACAGGUUGACUGCAAGGUUGUUUGACAUGUGUGUAUAUGUUGCUUUUUAAAGCUGCUGCCCUCAAGACUGGUAAAACCAAGUAGGAUAUUGAGAUACUAACAUAAGGACAUAAGCAGGCCAGUGGUCCAUCUCAUUCCUGGUCAGUCACUGACAGUUUAGCUUUUAUAUGUGAGAUUAAUUUUUUUUUUGUCCUGACAUGCAGCACCUUACAUUUGUUUACAUUGCUUGGCAUUCAUGUUUUUAUCACCCAUUCACUCAGUUUGGAAAAGUCCUUUUGGAGCUUUUUCCUGAACAAUGUAGUAUCAUCAGCGAAUGUGAUCACCUCAUUUCUCAUCUGUAACUCUAGCUCUUUUAUGAACAAGUUAAAAACCACACGUGCUAAAACUGCGUCUUAGGACACUGAUUAAUUUCCUACUUUUGUUGUGUCAGUUACUAUAGCAGGAAUAGGGAACCUGUACUCCUCCAGAAAUUUUGUUGUACUACAACUCCCAUCAUCCCUGUGCAUUGACCACACCGGCUGGGGCUGAUGGCAGUUGGAGUCCGAUAAUGUUUGGAGGUUCACACGUUUCCCAUCCUUGUUUUGAAGCCUAGAAACCGUACUUGGAAUUAAAGAUCUUAAACAGCUUUAUAGGCUCAUGUUCAGUUUCCACGCUUGUGAAAGAUGCUGGCACUUAGGGAAGCUGUUUAAAAACUGGCAAGAUGUGCUCAGUUUUAUUGAUCCAGUCAACAAUUCAGCAGCUGCACUUUUGGCUGUGUGAACUUUCUGAAUAGUCUUCAAAGGUCGUCUCUUGUACAGUUCAUCGCAGUAGUCUAAUGUCAAAGUUACUGGGGUGGUGGUAGAUAACAUUCUGCACUUAUUUCUUCAGUUCCUGUGGUUGCGAAUAAGAGAAAUAUUGUCACAGUGGGUUUCGUCUUCCUUUCUCCUUCCUCAUCCAGCACGCAGAAAAUGAAGUCCUAUCAGAAGCUGACGGCAGACGUCCCCCAGAUCACAGAAUCCGGAGAGGAGGCUGCUGAUGGGAAACCGUUGUGUCAUCAGAAGUUGUCCGCUUGGUGGCUGGGUGGGGGCCUCCUGACGGUGGCCACCCUGCUUAGCGGGGUGACCGUCUGGGUUCUCGGGCAGAUCUGGUGGGGUCAGCACGGAACGCCGCCCCUGACCAAGUGCGUCUCCAUCCCGGAAAGCCUCCGCUUUGACUGUUUCCCGGAGAGAAGCACAGUCGUGACGCGGGAGCUGUGCGAGGCCCGGGGAUGCUGCUUCGUCGAUGGUGACUGGCCUUCAGGCAGCACGAAGGGGGUACCCUGGUGCUUCUACCCGCCGGACUUCCCCAGCUACACCUUGGGCAGCCUGAAUGAGACUGAGCUGGGACUGCGAGGAUUUCUGACCAGGAAGGCAAAGACCUAUUACCCCAGAGAUGUUGAGAAGCUGCAGCUCAGCGUGGAGUUUGAAACAGAUGCCCGGUUGCAUGUCAAGGCGAGUCGUUUCCUAUGAGUUAUUGUUCCCAGAGCUGUCGUUUUCCACUUUUAAUCCUACUGAGCCUUCACAAGAGAGCUGGGAAUGGGCUGCCAGCCCACGAGGGAUCACACAUUUUGCUUGCAGAAGGUCUCUGGCACCCCCGAGGGAAAAGGCUUCUCAAACUCUGGAGAGCAGUUGCCAGUCUCUGUACACUAGGGUUAAUAAUAAUAAUAAUAAUAAAUUUUUAUUUAUAUCCUGCCCUCCGCAGCCAAAGCCGGGCUCAGGGCGGCUAACAAUAAAAUAAUACAACAUUCUAAAAUCAUUUUAUUAUAAAAUUAAUUCAAAUCAAAUUGGUUGGGCAACCAGGGGCCCUCCAGAUGUUGCCAGGCUCCUGUUAUGCCUGACCAUUGACCAUGAUGGCUGGGGCUGAUGGGAGUUGGAGCCCGACAACUUCUGGAGAGCAACAAGCUCACCGUUCCUGUGCUAGAUUAAAUGAUAAAUCAUGAUAUUCAGUGAUAUUCAAGUAGUUUACGGUGCACUGAAAUGAAAACAGGCAAAGAUCUCUCACUAGCUCCAAAAACUUGAGCCAUAUGUUCGAUUCUGCAUGCUGGCUAUUCCAGGGUUGGAGAAUCAGUUGUUGGACUCCAACUCCCACCAGCCCCUUGCAGCAUGGCCAGUGGACAGGGAUUCUGGGAGUUGUAUUCUCAAAACAUCUGAGGGUGGGUGUGCACUGGCUCCCCACCCAGAUCAGCUCUGCUAUUUUCAGCUGGGCAGUCCUGGGGCGCAACGAAUCCUUCAGGGCAGGGGCCUUGGGGAAGAGGAGAAAGGGCAUACUUCAGUGGUGGAGUAUCUGCUUGGGGUGUACAAAUUCCCAGGAUCAAUCCCCAGCUUCUGCAGGUAGGGCUGAGGAAAACCCCUUCCUGAAACCCUAGUCUGUGAGGAGACAGAACUGAUGGGCCAGUGAUCUGACUUCUCACAUACCCUGAUGUUCAUGCUGGAUGUGCGUUCGGAAGGGAGAGAGGCAGUGGAAAAUGGGAGAUUUGUACAUGCAGGAAAUGCUAGUUUUGCGCAAUGAAAAAUGCUUUUGAAAGCAAACGGACCGUGCCUGCCUCAUCAGGCUGCUGGUCUUCAGUCAGACUUCAUCAGCCUGAUGCUAGUAUUAUUAUUAUUAUUAUUAUUAUUAUUAUUAUUAUUAUCACCAUCAUCAUUAUCAUUAUUAUCAUUCAUAUUCAUUAAUGGUAAUAAUAAUAACGGUAAUGAAUACUUGGUAGUUGCACGUUACCCAAAGAACUCCAGACAACUGACAACACAUCUUAAAACAAACAUAGAUACAUUAACACAAACACAUUGUGUUUACAAUCAAUGCAGUACAGCCGCAACUUAACGCCCAAUUUACUCGUGUGAUUUCAACCUUGUGUGGUUGAAAGCCGGCUGGUUGAAAUUGUGCAUAUCAGUUGUACACAAGGCGGGUGCAGAAAGAGCUUUUAAGCUCUCUGCCUUGCUGGAGGGAGUGGGGGGGGGGGGAGUUCCAAGGGGGUGGUUCAAGUAUACAUGUUUUUGUGUAUACACUCCAUCCCUGCGUUACCCCUGCACAAGAUGCGACCGUACUGUACAUUCUGUUUAUAAUUUAUUCGAUGUCAGCUGUCGGAGACUGCCUCUCCCAUCCGCCCCACUCAGCAUAGCCAUGCUGGCUGGGGCUGAUGGACAUUGUGGUACAAGGCAUUGGGAAGACCUCAGGUUGGCAGAAGCUGUCUUAAGUGGUUGCAAUUGGAGACCUCCUUUCACUCUCACAUGCGGCUUUAGGAUCCUGGCCUCAGCUUGAGCCCUUGGUACAAUUCACAGUGUCUUGCAUCUCCCAUUUACCUGGGUGUGUCUGUGUGUCCCCUUUUUGUAGAUCACGGAUGCCACAAAGUCUCGGUACGAAGUGCCCCUUGAUGUUCCUCCAGCAACCAAGAGAGCAGAGAAUCCAUUGUACACCAUUGAGUUCUCCAAGGAGCCCUUUGGGUUGAUUGUGAAGCGGAAAUCUUCGGGGACCGUGCUGUAAGAAUUCGUCUCUUCCCCUCUAAAUUUAUAUAUUUGUUAUUCACUUCUUAAAUUCAUGUCCCGCUUCCAGGCUGAUGCAGUAGUGUGUGAAACAGGCCUAAAGCAGUACCUCUCCUUGAACUUGACUUAGUAUCCCACCACAUUUUAAAGCUACUCUCUCUCUGUUCAGCCAUGAGGACUGGAAACACUUUUGGCAAAGGGAAACAUAGGUAAGCAGCCUUUUUCUCGUCACCUGUCCUUCCUAACAUCUAUUCCCCUCCCUUCUUUAGGUUGAACACAACAGUGGCUCCCUUGUUCUUUGCUGAUCAGUUUCUGCAGAUUUCUACAGUUCUUCCAUCCACAUUCAUUUAUGGACUGGGGGAACAUCGAAGCAACUUUUUGCAUAGUCUGGAGUGGAACACCCUGACCUUCUGGGCCCGAGAUGUCCCUCCUACGGUACCUUUUAUGCAAGAUUGGGGGGGUCUUAACUAUUUUCAGUCAUUCUGUAGCUUUAUUGCCCCCUCCCUGGUCAAAUGUUCUCUCUUAUUUCCUCCUGUUUCCUUACAUGUUUGAAUGGCCAAAGGUGGAUCAGAUUCUCCCAUGCUUUUUUUAAAAAAAGUUGAUUAAUAACAACUGCUGAGUCCCCAAUUCAAUUAAGGAACUUGAUUGUGUUAGAGGGGUUAACCUUACCCCCUUCAGUCUGCCUGAGCCACCAUGGUGUAGUGGUUAAGAGCGGUGGACUCGUAAUCUGGUGAACUAGGUUUGCAUCCCCACUCCUCCACAUGCAGCUGCUGGGUGACCUUGGGCCAGUCACACUUCUCUGAAGUCUCUCAGCCCCACUCACCCCACAGAGUGUUUGUUGUGGGGGAGGAAUGGAAAGGAGAAUGUUAGCCGCUUUGAGACUCCCUAGGGUAGUGAUAAAGCGGGAUAUCAAAUCAAAUUCCCUCCUCCCCCAAAGUGGCUGUUUGCCCCAUGAGCCAAUGUUCCCAUAAGGCCCCAUGUUUGUAAUCACCAACACCUGUCAGAACCAUCACUCCUCCAUAAAUGUGACCCAGGGAAAAGGCAAGAAGGUUCUGCUCCAUACAUAUAGUUAACUUGUGGAACUUGCUGCCACAGUCAAUGGCCAUCAGUUUAGAUGGCUUUGUGACCAAGCAAACCCAGGGAGGUCCAUCCAAUGAUUGCCUUCCAUCUCCUCCUUGUAGCCUUCCUAGAGGCAUCCAGUUGGCCACUGUGGGAAGCAGGAUGCUGGACUAUCAUGUUUGGCUGCCUCUCUAAACCCAAGAAGAGCCUGUUGGAUCAGGCCAAUGGCCCAUCUAGUCCAGUAUCCUGUUCUCACAGUGGCCAACCAGAUGCAUCUAUUGGGCUAUCUGCAAGCAGGACCCUGAGCCACAGCAGGAGAAUAAGAAGAAGAGUUUGGAUUUGAUAUCCCGCUUUAUCACUACCCGAAGGAGUCUUAAAGCGGCUAACAAUCUCCUUUCCCUUCCUCCCCCACAACAAACACUCUGUGAGGUGAGUGGGGCUGAGAGACUUCAGAGAAGUGUGACUAGCCCAAGGUCACCCAGCAGCUGCAUGUGGAGGAGCGGAGACGCGAACCCAGUUCACCAGAUUACGAGUCUAUCGCUCUUAACCACUACUCCACACUGGCUACAGGCACUGGGAGGGGGAUCUUGGGCUUGGGUUUUGCUUGCAGGUUUUCCACAAAGAGGCAUCUGGUCAGCCACCGUGAGAAUGGGAUGUGGGACGGGCAGGGCCAUUGGCCCCAAUCCAGCAGGGCUCUGCUUGCAUUCUUAUGAAGUGCUGGCUGAAAAUGAGUCUUGACUUCUUUUUGUUUUCAGGAGUCCUACAAUCUCUAUGGCGUCCACCCCUUUUACCUUGCCAUGGAGAGAGACGGAGCUUCCCAUGGGGUAUUCCUCAUGAACAGCAACGCAAUGGGUACGUGUCCCCUUGGCACCUUUUGGGGUGAAAUAAUUUAGAUACUUAAACCAAUCUGAACGUUCUAAGCAUUGCCCAUGUGGAUCUGCUUGAAGGCGAUGAAUAAAGAAAACCAGGGAGUUUCGGGCUCUUCACUGGAAGCAGUGAAGAGAAAAUGUUUGUAAGCUCACUUCUUUUGAAUAACUAGUCAGAGGGUGGUCAAAAGUGGGUUCGUCUUCAGGGGUUUGUAUGUAUUUUUAAAAAAUUCUGGGUGACACAUGCUUUUCAGGUAAUCAGAUGGACUUCAGAUGCGCGGGAAGCCAAUCUGAGUCAGUGCUUUCGAAGUAACAGAGGAAAAUGGAGUUUUGGAGGUGCAGCAGGGGCUUUUUACGGAGGCAAGAGCCAUCUGUUUCCUGCUGUGAGGCGGGCUCUUUAGCAACCGCUGGGCGGUUUAACCGCAUCUUGCAGCUGCUGGCUCCUUGCCUUCACAGCCAGCUGCUUCUCAAUCCUCCUUGGCUGUGUCUUGUCUCUGACCUUCUCUCCAAGGGAUUUGGCCUUUUGACUGCAUGGAGACUGCAGAGUGGCUGGUAGAAAAAGAGAGGGAGAGGCAGGUAGCCUGCAUCAGCUGAGAGGGCUACAGGCACCCUUUUGGCCAAGUACUUCCAAGACACAGAUCGUGUCGGCAAAGCCAUGAAGAGUAAGGGAGAAGAGGGAUCUUGGUGUGUCCCCGAGGGCUCUUAAGAACUAGUGAAGUGGCUCCCAAACUUUUUUGGGCCACUGCCAGCUUGGAUCCAUAAUGUCACCCCCAGUGCCUUCCUUCAUAAUAGUGGUUUGCACAACUCACUAAGGAAGAGAACAACACAAUAAAAUUCAAAACAGUAAAACACUUAAUUGCACAUUUAUUGCAAUUUAAAAAUUCAUCAGAAUUGAUGUACUUGAUCCACUGAUGCCAGCCUUUCAAAGUCUGACAGUCCUUUAUACCUCCAGCGAUUUCCAGCAUUUUAUUUUAUUUUUUUAACGGAGGGUUGAUGGAUAUCGAAAGCCAUAAAUUCAAAUAUCAGUUACACUAAAGGUUUCUGUUGGAUACCAAAUACAGAUCUUCUCUAUUCUCCCCGUUUUUGUGGAUUUCUCCAAGCUUCCUUCUGCCCAACAAUUCUGCCCAUUUGAAUUCAACAUUUAUUUUUAUUCAUUCAUUCAUUUGCUUAAAUAUUUAUGCAUCACCUUUUUGCCGAAGCCUAGCAAUACAGAAUUUUUUUUAAAUGGUUUUUUUUCCUUUUUCUUUUUAAAAGCAAUGGAAAUAAUCAAACAGGACAAAUAACAGAUGAAACGUCUCAGCACUAAUGUGUACAGCACACACUUUCGCUUGCCUCACUACUUUCCCCGGGGAAAACACACUCUUGAACAUUCGUCAAUUGGGCUUUCUGUGGAUUGAUGUUUGCUCUGAUUCAGCCCUGGUUUUCCCAGAGAAAGCAGUGGGCAGGUAGAAAACCACACAAGCAGAACCGUGGACAAACCCUAAGUCUUCCUCUCUCCUGUUUGUUGCCUAGAGGUGGUGCUUCAGCCGGCACCUGCCCUCACCUGGAGACCUGUUGGAGGCAUUCUGGAUUUCUACAUCUUCCUAGGCCCAGACCCCAACUUGGUGGUCCAGCAGUACCAGCAGGUGAUUGGUGAGUAUCUAUAGGCUCCUCCAAACGUCCCUUUGUCUAUUGUGCUUUGUGCUUUUGAUAGUAUGUAAACAGUCUGGGUGCAGGCACCCUGCUUCGGUUCCAUUCCCACAGCUUCCUGCUGAACUCCUGCAAUUUUUCACAUGACAAACGUUCCUGGUUUGCCCUGCUUUCAUUAUGCUAUAAUGCAAGAGCACCCCCUCCAGGUGGAAACAAUGCCGUAAUACUGGGGAAGCAUGGCAGAACGACUAAUAAAGUGGGGGGUGAUGUGUGGAUAGUCAGUGGCACAUGCAUACUGGAAAUAGUUACAAAAAGAAAUGAGAGAGUGUUGAGGAAGUGGUGGGCGUGGAAAGGGGAGUAGAAGACGGUGACAGUCGAUCCACCCACCCCAAAACACAGAAACAAAUCAUCUAUGACCCCAAGUGCAGUGAUUCAGAGCUCAAUUUUCCCCAACGUAUUGGAUUAUCCCUGCACUGGGUAAACGUGAAUCAUGCUGAUUGGUGUUGUUUGAGGUUCUAGCCAUGUGGACUACAACAGUGUUCAUCCAUCAUGGGCCCCCAGAAGUGGGUGGACUACAACUCCCAUCAUGCUUGCCCACCAGGCUAAGCUGGCUGUGGAAGAUGGGAGUUGUAGCCCACCCACAUCUGGGGACCCAAGAUUGAAGAAUGUCAGGAAUGCAUGCAGGAGCCAGGCCCUGUGACUGGUAAGGCUUUGCAGGACUGGGGCCUUCCUAAGUUUGUUCCGGAGAGGCAAGGCGCGGCCACACAGGUGAGGCCGCUUGGUAACUCACUGCACCUGGUGGCAAGAGCCAGGAAGGGAUAUAAGGUCAGCAUUUCCCUUCAGCUCUUGGCCACAGCAACUCGUUUCUCGCCUUGCUGUGUUUGGCUUCUUGCUUCCUGAUCCUUGGACCUCGGCUUCUUGACUCCUUGCUUUUCGACCCUCGGACCCUUGACUUUCUGACUCCCUGCUUCCUGACCCUCGGAUCCCUGGCUUCUGGACCCUCGUUCCUGCGCCCACCUCGCCAUCUUGUCUCCGAUCCCGACGUCCUCAGCCGGGACUUCAAUCGCCCGUAAACUGGACCAUGACAAAGAACACUGGACUAUGUGGAUUAAAUCGGAAUGCAAAUAACUGCAAAUACACAGUAAACUCUGACCUGGACAAGUCAAAAGGCACAGGAGGAAGAAGACCGUGGCUCUGGGGCAGCACACCUAACACUUUCCUGAUUUUUGUUUUAGGUUUCCCUACCAUGCCUCCCUUUUGGGGGUUGGGCUUCCAUCUCUGCCGCUGGGGCUAUGGAACAAGCAACGAGACCUGGGAGAUCGUCAAGGCCAUGAGGAAUUUUCAGAUCCCACAGGUAAACAUCAAGAGGGACCCUCCAGAAUGAGAAGCUUGCAGAUUUAGGUCAGGGGUGUGGCACAUGGUGUUUUCCAUGCAAAGGGUCUCGGGUUCAAAUCCUGAAUCUCCCAAGGAGGGCUUGGUUAAGACUCCUGUCUGAAAUCCUAGAGGGCCAUUGUCAGCCACUGUCAGCCAAUGGUUGUCAGUGCUUUUGAAUGCCAAUGGCUGGGAACCACAGGAGAGAAGAGGCCUCUAGGGCUUGGGCCCUGCUUGCGGGUUUCCCCACAGGCAUCCGGUUGGCCAGGAACAGGAUGCUGGACUAGGUGGGCCCCUGAGCUGCUCCAGCAGGCUUGUUUUACAUUCUUAGGACAGUACACACACCCUUCCCUUCUGCUUUAGCCUCACAAUGACCUUGUGAAGUAGGUUAGGUUGAGAGAGAGUGAAUCGCCUAAGGUCGCCCAGUGUGUUUAAUAGCUAAGGCGGCAAUCCUAAUUUAACUUAAUUUGAUAGUAAGUUAAUUUAAUAGCACUGAAUAGACUGAAUCAUUUAAUAAGACUGAAUUUAAUAGGACAUACUUCUGAGUGGAGGGACGCUGGUGGCGCUGUGGGUUAAACCACAGAGCCUAGGGACUUGCCGAUCAGAAGGUCGGUGGCUCCACAUGACCUGGAAGCUGUACGUCGGCUCCCUCGGCCAAUAAAGCGAGAUGAGCGCCGCAACCCCAGAGUCGGCCACGACUGGACCUAAUGGUCAGGGGUCCCUUGACCUUUACUUUACUUCUGAGUGGACAUGGAUAGGAUUGUGCUGUUAGUAGCUUUCUGCAGUUCUGGUCCAACACUGUUUCUUUCUUAACUGAGGUAGCACAGUUGAGUAGAGCAUGGUGCUAAUAAUGCCAGUGUCCCAGAUCCAAUCCCUGCAUUGCAGGCAGCUGCAUAUUCCUGCAUUGCAGGCAGUUGGACUAGAUGAUCCUCAGAUUCCCUUCCAGCUCUACAGUUCUAUGAUACCUAUGCUUUCUGUUUGCAGGCUGCCCAGUGGAAUGAUAUUGACUACAUGGAUGGCUAUCGAGACUUCACCAUUGACUCCCAGAAGUUUGGCACUCUCCCCCAGUUGGUGGAAGACCUUCACAAACAUGGGCAGCGCUACGUGAUGAUUCUGGUAACCUCUCUCUGCUUUUCUUACUUCUUUCUUACUCCAGUAAUAUAAAUGUGCAAUUCCAAGAUACGAUUUAAUUUUUUCAAGCAAGGUUAGUAACAUCCUGUCGCUCUGGUGUAGCUUUCAUCAAAGGCUGCUGCUAUGCUGGGACCCUUUAUUUAGAGCUUUGCAUUUCCCAAAUCCUGUGUGUUUUAUUUAUUUAGCCAUGGAGGCAAAAUGCAAUCUAGAAGCGAGAAUGGAAAAAACGGUUCCAUGUGGCAUUAAAUAUAGCAUUCUCUUCCCUUCAUCCAUGGACGAAAUCCUGUUUGCUCAGAAGUACUUUCCAGCAAAGAUCCCUGUUCUCCCUACAAAUGGCCUUUUAUUUAGUGAUGUGUGCUUUCCCCCCGUUCUAUAGAGCUUUUCCACCCGACUGACAUAGUUGCAGGGACAGUGGGGGGGGGGUGACAUUAUGGAAACGAGGCAGUGGCCUGAAAAUGUUGGGGAACCACUUCUCCAGCCCAGUAGAACAUUUGAGUUUCCUGCCUUUCUUGAAGCAGGUAGCCCAAGAUCCAUUUGGUGCAAGAGGCUGGUUUCAUUGCUGUGUGGAUCCUAGCCUGUUUUUGCUUUCCCCCCAGGACCCAGGAAUCAGCAGCACCCAACCUCCAGGCUCUUACUGGCCUUAUGAUGAAGGUUUGAAGCGUGGAAUAUUCAUCAACAGCACCCAAGGAAAACCUCUGAUAGGGAAGGUGAGAGCGAAGGAGCAGGGUGCGUUUUGCCUCUUCAGUUUACUGUUUUGAAUUUUAUUGUAUUGUUAUCUUCCUUAGUGUGUUGUACAAAGAGCUAUUCUCAGUACAGGGUAUUCUCACUGGGGAUACUUUUAUAGAACCCAAAGACUGGUGGCAACUACUGGCCUAGAUGGUAAAGAUGAAUUAAAAAAUAAAUAAAUACGGGUAAGCCUGGUGAGCUGGAUAAGGCGCUAACCUAUUGCACCCCAUGCAGAGAGUUGAUUGGGUUCAACUCUGCCUGAAUUUUAUCCAUCGGAUUUGUGUUGUUGUCCCCCACCCCCUAGGUCUGGCCUGGCCUCACCGCUUUUCCCGACUUCUCUAACCUAAACACUCACCAGUGGUGGCUGGAAAACCUGGACAGAUUCCACUCCCUCGUCCCCUUCGAUGGCCUUUGGAUUGUAAGUUCCUUCUUCAAUCUUUUCCGGUUUCUAAACAGAAAAGUUGCAACAGUUGAGUGGGCACUGAAAAGGGGAGGUGAUGAUUAUUAGAUUUGUAGUAUUAGAAUCACAGAACUGUACAGUUGGAAGUCACCCAAAGGAUCAUCUACUCUUUUUUUUCCAGUUUUUCAAAUUUUAUUUAUACUUUUCAAGUUUAUGCAUUUCACUAAUUUUAUACAUUUCACUAAUUUUACAAUCAUUUUAACAUUUUAAAACUUGCCUUCCUUCCCCCUCUUUCUGCGAUUCCUUAAAUUUAUUUUUAAUAUCCUUUGCAUAUCCAUAUUUACUUAAUUUGCUCAUUUAUUCAUCUACUUUAAGUAUAUACUCUUAUCAAACUGCAGGUUAAUACAAUAAUCCUGCCAAUGAUCUUACCUGCUUACAAUUUUUCUGCAAAUAUUCAAUAAACCAUUUCCAUUCUUUUAUUUUAAAAAGUUUGUUAUCUUGAUUUCUUAUUCUUCCGGAAAGUUUUGCCAUUUGUGCGUAUUCCAUAAGUUUUUGUAUCCAUUCUUCCUCUGCUGGGACUUCUUACUUCUUUCCAUUUUGGGGCGAGUGACAUUCUAGCCACUGUAGUAGCAUACAUGAAUAAGUUUCUAUACAUUUUAGAUGGUUCUGUCCCUAUAAGCAUUUAUGUUCCACCUCUGUUUCCCAGGAGCUCAAAGUUUGGUAUGUGAUUCCCGCCACUCCUCGUGGCAUCUCCACAACAACCCUGUGAAGUAGGUUAGGUUGAGAGACAGAGAGUGGCCCAUGGCCACGCAGUGAGCUUUAUAACUGAGUGGGGAUUUGAACCCUGGUCUCCCAAGUCGUAGUCUGUCACUCUAAUCACUCCUUGUGGGAAUUUUCAGGGUGGCAGGAAAGGAUAUAUUGUUUAUUAAUAUCCUUCCUAACUUGCGCUAGCAAGUUCCUUUACUUAGCAGAGUUACAUUCCCCUUUUUACAUGCACAGCAGACAGCUGGUUGCAGGCUCGUGUGAGCCUCUCACUAUUAUACAAUUCAGUCUGUCUCAGAUUGAAUUGUACAUUCCUGGUAAGUUCCCUUGAAUCCCUCCUAGAAGAAUAAAGACACCACAAUCUUAUUCAAAGUCAAUAAAAGUUUACUCACUUCAGUUCACAGUUGGAUUCCUGAAGGUAGACUUAGUUACAUAUGGGGGAAUAAUCCCAGUUCUUCUGCUAGCUGAGAGCUAGCAGAGCAGUCCUAGCUAAAAGCUGGUCAAACGAAGAAGGAAGUCAAAAAGAGGGAAGGGUGCUGCAUAACUUGUCCUUUUGUUACCCGGGCAGGUUAGGUCACACCCACCUAUCACAUACAAACGGAAGGAUGCUCCAGCCAGAAGGAACAAGAAGUUAUGACUGGCUGGACCAAACAUCCCCUUGCAUGUCUUCUCAAGCAUUAAAAGGAAUGUUGUACUUGACUGCCUCUCAUGGAUCACAUCCCACACUCCUCUGACCCAAUGUGGGAGCUAAACAUUAAAGCCCAGUGCCAGGGGUGCUGUUAAACAGCAGACCAGGUGCAAGGCUGGGGGAAAGACCAUAGCUUAUUGGCCGAGCACCUGCCUUGCAUGUAGAAGGUCCCAGGUCCAAUCCUUUGGAGAGCCACUGCCGGUAGCACUAAGCUGGGUGAGCCAGUGGUCUGACUUGGUAUAAGGCAGCUUCCUAGAGGCAGUGUGGCUUAGUGGUUAGCAUGUCAGACUAGAACCUGGGAGACAGGGGUUCGACUCCCCAGUUGGCCAUGAAACUCACAAGGUGACCUUGGGGGCCAGUUGCUGCCUCUUGGCCUAACCUACCUCGCAAGGUUGUUAUGUGGAUUAAGCAAGGAAGGGGGAAAGAACCGUGUGUGCCACAUUGAGCUCCUUGGAGAAAUAAGUGGGAUGGAAACACAAUAAAUACCUGAAUAAAUGCGCCCCUAAGUCGAUCCUGGCAAAUGUAGUUUCUCCCAAGAGGCGUUUCAAUAGUUUAGUUCCCCCGUGGGCUUCUUGGAUGUGGCAGCAGAGGGAGGUGAUAAGAGACCUGUUUCUCUUCCCUGCUCCUGAUUUUCCCCAAAUUAAGAGCGUCUGCUGCCACAGCCAGCCAUGUGGGGCAGGAAAAGGGGGUUUGGAGGGCUGGUGAGUGGGUGGGAAGGAAGGAAAGGGGGGAGAAAGAGCAGGGGGCAGGCAAGGAGGCUUAUGGGGAGAUGAGGGAGGGAGGCUUGCAGGUCAGAGCUGCUGCUGGUGGCCUCCAGUCCAAAUUCAGAUUGGCUCAAAAACAAGCCAAGUUAUUUUUCACUUUUGCAGACAGGAUGGGGAGUAGCAUGGCUUAUUUCUGAGCCAACCCUAUUUGAGGAGCUGGGGGGGGGGUCACCCCUCACUGCUUCGCAACCUAUGGUCAGGCCAUAACCUUAGGGCUACAUUCACAUUGAACAAACACAGAUAUCUGUGCCUUCGAAACACGAAAAAAUGUUGCACUUAAAAUGCUCGUGUUGGCUUCAGGGCAAGUCCCAUGGUCUGCAACUGACCUGUGCUUGAGGAAAGUUUAAAUUUCCGUGGGUAGUGUGUGAACUGGUACAUUUUAAUUGGCCCCAAUCUCUUUGCUUUAGGACAUGAAUGAACCUUCGAACUUUGUGGAUGGCUCCACCGCAGGCUGUUCCCAGGAAGAGCUGGAUAAACCCCCAUACGUGCCUGGUAAGAGAGGAGAUGCUUUAGAUCCUGCUGUACAUGCCCAUGAUCCUACAAUAGCCUUCUUGAGUGACUGCCUCUGUGUUUAUGUGCAACAGGAAGAGAGAGAGAAAGAGAAAUGGUCUCCAUGGGUCAACCACCCCAGACAGGAGCUCGUAUCUGUUUGCCAAGCACACAUGAUUUGUUGUACUACUUCUAACCAGCCAUUCUCUUUCUCCACCAGCCGUACUGGGAAAUUCCCUUUCCGCCAAAACCAUCUGUGCCUCCUCCAGGCAGAAUGCAUCUGUGCACUACAACCUCCAUAACCUCUAUGGGCUGAUGGAAGCCAAGGCUACUGCUAGGUAAGCUCCCAUCGCCUUGGUGGAUGGGUUUGUCUGGGGCAUGAGAGCAUCAAACAAGACAUGUCCGGUUUCCAGGGCCAAAGUUAGCUGGCGUCCCUGUUGGUUUUUUGCAGUAUGGUAGCGCUGCAGAGAGCUUGCUGGGGAGACCAUGCAUUAAAAAGGGACUCAAAAAUAAUUUAAACAAGGUUUUAAUAAGAAAAACAAAAACUCCUUUUACACUAAAUACAUUAACAAACAAACAUGACCCAACCACCAACCCAUCCCCCAGGGUAAUGGGAGAGCUAGGUGCUGCUCCUUAUAUACUACACCCAAUUGUCAACACAGCUUAAUCAGUACAACUCGGCAGCACCUGCUAUGUUUCACAGCUGUAAAGCUGGGUCUCGUUAUCUUGCUCUGGCCCUUGCUUUGGCCCCUUAAAGACAUACACAUCGGGUGGAACAGUGAUGAACCUUUACAUUUAAAGAAACCAUUCAACAAUCCCUUCCCGUGCUCUCAGCUUACAAGCAAACAUCUUUGCUAGUCUCCUUUUUCUUUCCCCCCACUUUUAGCGCACUAGUCAAGAUCCGAGGGAAGCGGCCUUUUGUCAUCUCCCGCUCCUCCUUCCCCAGCCAGGGCAGGUAUUCAGGGCACUGGCUUGGUGACAACAGAAGCGAGUGGAAGGACAUGGUCUGCUCCAUCCCAGGUACGUGCAAGUGGUUUUCUUUUCCAGCUGCAGACACAGCUCUCCAGAAAGACUCACGGAGAGCCUGGCUGUUGGAUCAGGCCCAUAGCCCAUCUAGUCCAGCACCCUAUUCUUGUGGGAAUGUUGUGGAUAGUAGGAGAGGAUACAUUGAUUAAACAUUAUCCUUCCUCACGCUAGUGAGCUGGUAGUAGAGCACAUUCUCUGUAUAGGAAGCUAGUUGGUAGAUUCAUUUGAAUCUCUUGAGUUAAGCAAUCCGGUCUGGCUUGUCCAGAUUGGAUUGUUCCUGGUAAAUUCCCCUUUAUUCUCUUUUAAAAACAAUAAAGACACGACAGCCUUCUCUUUAAAAUAUUAAGAAGUUUACUUACAUUCAGUUCACAGUAUGAUCCUGGAGGCAGCCUUUGGCUUGUAGUUACAGAAGAUAGUAGUUACAGAGACAGAAGUGGAGCCUGGAGAGGAGGGGGUGUGGCAGCCAUGAGACAGAGAUGAGGCAGGCUGCUGAAAAAGCCAGUGAGUCCCACCCUCCUGCUGCAACCAGCUCCCUCCCCCCCUGUCUCCUAGAACAUGCAGAGAAAUGAAAAGAGCAGAGGAAAGAAUGUUUGCACACUAACACAGUCUCAUAUUGCUUGGGGGAAACCCUGGGGAGGAGGAGACUUAGGCAGUGGUGGGUAGGCAGGGACCUUCAGUCCUUACCACUGCCUCUUUGGGGCAAGACCUACCGGGAAGAAUUCCUGUGAUCGUUAGGCCUGCACUGUUUGUGUUUCUUUGAAUAAAGGGCUAACUUCACUAACACUGGGUGUUUUUUAUGGACCAAUCCUAGCUCCGGCUCCUUCCAGACCUGUUUAACCAUGCUCCUUCAAUUGGACCUGGAAAAAGACUGGAAGCAGUGAAGUUGUUUUAGUGUCCAUAGGCAGGUGGCUGCAUUCUGUACCAGUCGGGGGUUUCGGACUGUCUCCAAGGCCUGCCCCAUAAACAAUGCAUUGCGGUGAUCUAAUCUGAAAUUCAUCCAGGUGUUAAUGUCAGUAAUCGCCUGGCCACUACUGACUUCUUUCCCCUCUGCGUGAAUCCUCAGGGGUGCUCAGCUUCAGCCUCUUUGGGAUCCCGUUGGUUGGGGCAGACAUCUGUGGCUUCUCGGGCUCCACUUCGGAGGAGCUUUGCACUCGCUGGAUGCAGUUGGGAGCCUUCUACCCCUUUGCACGAAACCACAACACCCAGGAUGUGAAGGUGAAGCUGCUGGGGGCAGGACGGGGACUCACAUUAAGUGUUUCUCAAACUUCCGAUUAGCUAAUGCAUUCCCACCCUCACAGCCUUUGAGUUAAAACUUUUUGCUUCUCUUGUUUUCGUUAAUAAAAAUUCUUCAAAACCAGAAUUGGAGGCACACUUUGCUAACGGGCAGCACGAUUUGUUUUCGGGUAAGACAGUAAGGUCUGCCUGUCUUCCUCAGAGUGCUCCACCGCCACUCUGCAUGAGUCUCUGAUCUGAGUCUGCUUCUCCAAUUGGGAAGCCGUGAGCUCAUGCAGAGAUGCAAGAGGGAGCCUCUUUUUUUUUUUUUUGUAAAGCAAAACAUUUUAUUUUUUUUUGAAAUUCAUGCACAAGAAAGAAGAAAGAAAGAAAGAAAGAAAGAUCACUCCCCAUACAUAGUAGGGUUUCUAUUAUUACUAUUUAUAAUAAUAAUGUAUUAUUUAUAUCCCACCCAUCUGGCUGAAUUUCCCCAGCCACUCUGGGCGGCUCCCAAUCAAGUGUUAAAAACAAUACAGCAUUAAAUAUUAAAAACUUCCCUAAACAGGGCUGCCUUCAGAUGUCUUUUAAAGAGAAGAUAGCUGCUUAUUUCUCUCAGAGGGAGCCUCUUUUGAGUGCCGGUAACCAAACCACCCAGUUUGCUUUAUGCCGUUGACAUUAUUUUGCCCCUUCUUUCAAAGUGUUUGGUCGCACCUGAUGCAGAACAUGAUUUUCUGAAUUGAUCCUCAGAUACGACUCAGAGCAGGGUAAAGAAAGCUCUGAAUUCAGCUUCCCAUCAUUGUUGGGUUUGUUUUAUUUAUUUGAUGUCUUCCCUGCCCUUCACCAUAAGAUCCCAGGGCAGGUUGCAACAAUGUAAGCAUACAGUAUUUAAUUCAUUUUUUUAAAAAAAGUUCAAGUUUCUGCACAAUCUGGACCAUGUUUGUUUGUUUGUUUGUUUGUUUGUUGCAUUUAUAACCGCCCCCCCCUUUUCUCCAAGGAGUUCAAGGUGGUGCACUUGGUUCUCCCCACUCCUCAUUUAAUCCCCACAACGACUUUGUGACGUAGGUUAGGAUAAGGGCAGUGACCAGCCUCCAGGGUCACACCCAGUGAGUUUCAUGGCCGAGUGGAAAUUGGAACCCCGGUCUCCCGGGUCCUAUGCAAGGACUCUAACCCCUACGCCACACAGCUUCCUUUGCCCUGGUCUUCUGCGUGCCACUGUUUUAGCUCUGUUUUACCACUGUUGUUUUCCACCCUUCUCUUCAGGCCCAGGAUCCCUCCGCGUUCAGCCCUGCCGCACGAACUGCCAUGAAGACAGCACUAGAGGUCCGCUAUGCCCUCUUGCCGUACCUCUACUCCCUCUUCCACCGGGCUCACCUGCAAGGGGACACCGUGGCCCGGCCUCUCUUCUUCGAGUAAGGAAUUGUGCCGAUUUCCAGGGGGCUUGUAAGUGGGCAUGGUUCAGGGCUAAGAGAACGGCACAGCUCUCUCCCUUGCCUUGCCAAAGCCCUCUUUCCGGGGGGUGGGGUUAUCCACAGGAAGUUCAAGGUCCCUAACAGAAUCAGGAACCCAUUAAACCAGAGGCAGGGGCACUUUCAACCUGGGACACCCAAGCCACAUUCACGCCACAAAGUUAAAGCUCUGUGCUACUGCUUUAAAAAGCAAUGGCUCCCCCCACAAAGAGUUGUGGGAGUCGUAGUUUGCUAAGGGUGCUGUGAAUUGUUAGGAGCCCUUGUUCCCUUCUCAGAACCUCCAUUCCCAUUGUGGUUUGACACUCCAUUAGUCUUCCCAGGAAAUUGGGAAUUGCAGCUCUUGGAGGUGCCAUCAUUGCAUGUCUUUAGGCGCCAGGCAAAAACAUUCCUCUUCACCAGGGCCUAUGGCUAUUAAAUGGGGUGCGGGUGGCGCUGUGGGUUAAACCACAGAGCCUAGGACUUGCCGAUCAGAAGGUCGGCGGUUCGAAUCCCCGCGACAGGGUGAGCUCCCGUUGCUCGGUCCCUGCUCCUGCCAACCUAGCAGUUUGAAGGCACGUCAAAGUGCAAGUAGAUCAAUAGGUACCGCUCUGGCGGGAAGGUAAACGGCAUUUCCGUGCACUGCUCUGGUUCGCCAGAAGCGGCUUAGUCAUGCUGGCCACAUGACCCGGAAGCUGUACGCCGGCUCCCUCGGCCAGUAAAGUGAGAUGAGCGCUGCAACCCCAGAGUCGGGUCACGACUGCACCUAAUGGUCAGGGGUCCCUUUACCUUUACCUUAACCUUAUGGCUAUUAAAUAAUCUGUGGCCUGUGAAAAUGUGGGACAGGGGACCGUUAUUAUAAUGAUUAUUUUAUUAUUAUUGGGCUGUCUGUCAGUAUGCUUUUUAUUCAUUUUUUAGGCUGUCUGUCAGUCUGCUUUUCUUUUAAAGUUUGUAUCAUUGAUGUUCUGUCAUGUGAUUUUAACAUUGUACAUUAAGAUCUUUUGAUAAAGGACGGUAUAUAAACUGAAUGAAUAACGAUAAUGGUAAUAAGGGACUCCUAACAACUCUCAGCACCCUUAAACAAAACAUUUUAUUUAUUUGUUUAUUGUAUUUAUUACAUUUUUAUACCACCUUUAUGUUCCAAGGAUCUCAAGGUGGUUUACGUGGUUCUCCUCCUUCCUGUGAGGUAGGUUAGGCGAUGAGAUGGUGACUGGUUCCAAGGUCACCCAGGGAGCUUCAUGGAUGCGUGGGGAUUCGAACCCGGCUCUCCCAGGCCCUAGUCCAACAUUCCAACCAUUACGCUUUAUGGGAAGCCAUAGCUUUUUAAAGGGGUCUUGUGGUGCUUUUAAUGUGUGGCGUCAAUCAAUGUGUGGUGUUCUCCCUCCUAGGUUCCCGAAGGAUGUGGCCACUUACUCCAUUGACAGGCAGUUCCUCUGGGGGCGGGGCCUGCUGCUGACUCCCGUGCUGGAGCCUGGCGUGAAUUCGGUGGUCGGCUACUUUCCCCGAGGCUUGUGGUAUGACUACUACACGGUAAGAGCGUGCGGCCCGUCAGACCAGCUGCGAUGGUCUCAUAAUUUCUCUGCUUGGGUCGUCAUUGUUGCCCCAGGAAAGGAAACUGGGAAAUAUUCCUCUGCUGGAUCUCACAGCAUUAACACCCCAGAAGAUCUUGCCUCCCCUUUAUUUAUUUAUUUAUUUAUUUAUUUAUUCAAUAAAAACUAUAUACCUCUUGAUCGUAGGGGAAAUGCCUCCACACGGUUCACAAAAAAAGAUAAAACGAUAAAAUUAUCGCUAAAAAAAUUGCAACCAUAAUUUAAAACAUACAAAUAGUUAAAACCACAACAGAAUAAACUAAAGCAGGGUUUUCCCAAACUUGGGUCUCCAGGUGUUUUUGGACUACAGUUCCCAUCAUCCCUGACCACUUGUCCUGCUAGCUAAGGGUGAUGGGAGUUGUAGUCCAAAAACAGCUGGAGACCCAAGUUUGGGAAACCCUGGACUAAAGCAAUUCAAAACCUAUACAAACUUUCUAAGCAUCUGGGUAGGCUUGUCUGAAUAAGAAUGUACAUUUAGCGGGUGCUGAAAUAAAUGCAGUGAAAGCACCUGCCUGAUCUCAAUAGGCAGGGAGUUCCAAAGGGCCCCUUAGGUUUCCAGAGAAGCCCCAAAUUUAGUUUUGCGGUCCGGCACAGAGCAAGACAUGCCUCUAGCUUCCAGUAUCAGCCCAACACACACAUACACACCCCUCCUAUACAUAGUCCCUUUCAGUUUGUUCUCUUCCCUAGGAUGAUUUGGCAUCCAGCCAGGUGAGGUGGUAAAAGGCCCAGCCAUUUGUCUCUAUGACAACAGAGCAACCCCUUUGGAUGUGUUAAAUCGCAGUACUUAACUGGCCAGCCAAAACCUUUCCCUUAAGAAAGGAACUGUUACAACUUGUUCAGUAGCCUUUUCUAAGCAGGCCUGGAAGGAACCCAGGGUAUGAUCCAGACUGACUCCCCGCCCCCGCCCCCUAAUUUAGAACAAUAUAAUUACAGACACAAAGACCACCUAGCAGUUAACUCUUCUUCUUUUUUUAAGUGCAUCACUGUUCAGCUAAUCUUAAUAAAUGUGCCUACGGAUUUAUUUCUUUUUGAAAGCAGCAGGGAUGAGGCCAUCUCUUUUUCUUUUUUUUAAAAUAAUAUUUAUUAAAAGUUUCAGAAUUACAGGGGAAAAAAGAAAAAAUAGGAAACAACACUACAGUACAUAAAAAAGGGAAAAAAACAAAGCAUAAAAAACCAAUACAACAAUACAGCAAAAAAACAAAAAAAACAAAACAAAAAAAGGCACAAAUCCCAUGUUACAUAUCUUUAACUUCCAUUUGCUUGUUUCAUUGACCUCCUCACACCUCCCUUUUUGUAUUCUAGUUUAAUUAGUUAUUUCAGCAAAUUCUUUCCAUCUUUCUCAAUUUUUAUUGAAUAGUUUAUCUUAACAAUUUAACCUAUUAAUUAACUCAACAAAUCCUUUCCAUCUUUCCCCAUAUUCUGUUAUUCAAAUUGCCUUAAUUUAUUUAACCUUAUCUUACCGUAAAAUACCUUAGAGCUUGAAACUUAAUACUCAAUUAUACAUAACUCCUUAUAUCAUUUCUGCUAGAGUCAUAUAGUUUCAUUCCAACAUUUUCCCUAAUAUUCAUUAAUUUUAGGCUGAUUCCCUAAAUAAAAAAUUUUCUUUAUAAAUUUUCUUCCAAUCUUCAUCCAGCGUCUCUUCUUCCUGGUCUCGGGUCAUGUCAGUCCUUACUGUCCAUUCCAUCUAGUCCAUCAACCCGGUAAUCUUAUAUCCGAGGCUCUUAAGUCUCUUCCAUGUCCCUUCUGCAGAUCUUCUUCUUCUUGUUUAUACUUGCACUUUUCCUUGUCUUUUGUUGGUCUCUUUCUUAAUUUCUUUCCUUUCUCAUUGAGGAGUAGGUCUCUGGGAAGUUCCAGCCCAAGAUUAUCUCCAUCUCCCUUCAUCAAACCAGCCCAUUCCCCACAGUCCCACUCCCCACAGUCAUCAAUGUAAUCCAAAAAAUAUUUAAGAGCAUAUUUCACAGUCCCUCCGAAGUUAAGAACCUCCUCAGCUCCAGGCUCCCCCUGGCCCACUCCAACUUCAAUCUUCAAAGACAGCGGCUUAUGCUCCUGCAGGGCCUCGGAUCUCUCCAUUUGUAUUAUUUGAGGUGCAACCGCAACCUCCUCCAUUAUUUUCUGCACUUGCCCCAUCAAUACAGGUUCCUGAGUUGGUCCCUGAAUGGUUUCUGUAUCAAUAUUCCCUGUUUGUCCACAGUUAUUGACCACAACAGUCAUCAAAUCCGUUUUCUCAUUCAUCAGAUCCAUCUUCUCAUGCAUCUGUUCCAACAAAGCACUUGUUUUGCAUAAAGCAAGCACCAAAACUUCCUCCCAGCUCAUUUUUAUUCGAGGUCAAAAGGACUGGUCCCAUGAUCCCCAUGAUCUUAAUCUCACAGCUGUAGAGUCCUCAAGUAGACUGCAGCAACAAUUUAACAGGCUCCCUCUAGAGGAGACAAUUUCUAUUUGUAUCCAUCUUUUUAAGGCAAGUCCAACAAAGGAAAAUUACUUUCAUUUUUCAGAUAUUUUGUUUCUUUAGAAUGCAAAAGGCAACAUUGGAAUCAGUUUAUUUCUCUUCUUUAGCUAUCUGUCAAAGUAUUCCAUUCACAGUCAGUGAACCUCUCCAACAAUUUCUGUCUCUGACCCCCCGUUCCCAGGUUUGAGACGGUGGAAGCUUAUCUUUCUUCACUCCCUCUCCUGCAGGCUUAAACAAAGAUCCCCCCCUUUUCUCCUGCUUCCAAGGGGGUUUUAGUGGUUAUAAAUGAAGGAAAUUUAGACUUUUUUAACGACUUUCCGGACUUUAGCUUACAAGGUUUUUGCUUCAGUCUAUGUACAAAAAGUAGAAGGCGGACUUCCUGUUUGAACCUUCCCGCUUCGGUGCCAAAUUAGGGUAUUUCUUGAUCCAAUUUUCCGUUUCUACUCACGGGUACUUGUUUUAAAUCCAAUUGUCCACAGGAAAAAGUCAGCGCUCUCCGGCAAUGGCUGUGCGGCUUCACUCCGUGAAAGUAGCAAUCAGUUCACAGCACCGCGCUGCUCACCCCACUUCACUCCGGAACCCCGAAAUGGGGUUCCCCGUGAGUAGGGGGGGCGCUCCUGGUACCCUGCCGAACCCCACGUUCCCAGGCUUCCUCCGCCUGGGAUUUCUAGCGGGUCCCCACCUUCGCCGCGGCGGGAAGACCCAGUUUCCACGGAGCCAGUUCCUCCGGUCGGAGGAACUCCGCCAUUCGCCGAUGGCGCUAACCCGGAAGUCGAGGCUAUCUCUUUCACUCUCUCUCUGGGAAGGGAAUUCCAAAGGUGUGGAGCCACCACUGAGAGAGCCCUGUCCCUCGCUCCCACCAGCCUAACAACUCUCGCUGGUGGGCCAACAGGCCAGGUCUUGGAUGCUGAUCUCUAAAUGCAGGGCAAGGCUCAUGGAAGUGUAGCAUCUCCUCCAGAUUAGGUGGCGUCAAACCUUUUCGGGCUCUGAAGGCCAAAACCAGCAACCAAAAACAGGCGGCCGUGUGUCUCAUAGAGCCCCGACCCAGCGUGGCAUCCUCUAGAUCAGGGGUCAGCAAACUUUUUCAGCAGGGGGCCGGUCCACUGUCCCUCAGACCUUGUGGGGGGGCCAGACUAUAUAUAUAUUUUGGGGGGGGGAAUGAACAAAUUCCUAUGCCCUACAAAUAACCCAGAGAUGCAUUUUAAAUAAAAGGACACAUUUUACUCAUGUAAAAACAUGCUGAUUCCCGUCCGCGGGCCAGAUUGAGAAGGCGAUUGGUCCGGAUCCGGACCCCGGGCCUUAGUUUGCCUACCCAUGCUCCAGGUGUUUGGGGCUGCUGGAAGGUUGGCAGAGGCUGCUGUAAUCUGACUGCUUGGCAUGAACCUGACAACUCAGCCUCUUGCUGCCCCCUGCAGGGCUCUUCAGUGAACAGCAGUGGGGAGAACCUGAAGAUGGCUGCACCUCUGGACCACAUCAACGUGCAUGUGCGGGAAGGGACCAUCCUGCCAACCCAGGUGAGGCCUGAUAGUUUUCAUCCUCUUCCACCUGCCACCAUGUGACUUUUCUUUAAAAAGGGGGUGGGUAGGUAACUCUUGGACCCCCACAUAUUGCGGGACUGCAAGUCCCAUCAUCCCCUAUCCCCUGACCCUGCUGGCUGGUGCUAACGGGAGUUGAGGUCCAACGGCACCUGCGUGGUCACAUACUGCCCACCACGGUGCUAUAGGAUAACUUCCAUUGCCAAAGACAGGCUUUGUUGUGGUUUACCUUUCGAACAAGCCAACGCCAAACCACGAUUGCUGGAGCUCAUUGUUUAACCACAGCAAAGAUGAACCGCAGGCCUAGCUCUGGACGGCCCAGCAAACUGGUGCUUAACUGCUGAAUUUGCCUUCCCAGCCACAUGGGAGCAGGAGAGGGAAGCCUGGGAGGGGGCUUGGAGACCCGAGGAACUCAGUUCUGUUUGUGCAUAUUAUGCUGUUUGUGCAUAAUACGCACAGUUCCACUCUGUGCAUGUUAUGCACAGAACAAGAAAUGCCUCUAGCUUCCAGCAUCAGCCCAACACACCCCUCCUAUACAUAGUCCCUUUUGGUUUGUUCUCCAUCCUAGGAUGAUGUGGCAUCCUGCCAGGUGAGAUGGCAAAAAGGCCCAUCCAUUUGUCUCUAUAGCAACAGAGCAACCCCCUUUGGAUAUGUUAAAUCACAGUACUUGACUGGCCAGCCCAAACCUUUCCCUUAAGAAAGGAACUGUUACAACUUGUUCGGUAGCCUUUUCUAAGCAGACCUGGAAGGAACCCAGGGUAUGAUCCAGACUGACACCCAUUUAGAAGAAUAUAAUUACAGACACAAAGACCAGUUUAGUGCAAUGUGCAGUGAGAUCAAAGUGAAAGAAGGCCUUGCAUACCACUGUAUAAAUGUUGUUAUCAAAUAAGUGUUGGACAUUUGUUGCUGUGAAUUUAUGAACUGAGGCCAUAUCCACACCAUAUGUUUAAAGUGCUCUGGCGCCAUUUCAGACAGUCACAGUUUCCCCCAAAGAAUUCUGGGAGCAGUAGGUUUUUUUAAGGGUGCUGAGAGUUGUUAGGAGGCCCCUAUUCCCCUCUCAGAAAGAGGCAGCCUGCCCCGCUUGCUCGGACGAAGGCAAAUACGCAGGCAAGCAGAGCACCUCCUCAGGCUCCCUCUGCCAAGGCUGAGGCUGGGCUGUGAAGUAGGCAGGAGAUCCUUCGCCCGAGCAAGCAGGCCGCUUCCUUCCCUUCCUCCUGGUCGCUCCUGCCUCCCUCCCUCCACAUCCCAGCCCCUUUUUCAGCCUUUCUCAGUGUCACUUCAGACAUCGUGAUAUAUCACAAUGUUGAAAACCAGACAUCGCCCAGCCCUAGUCGGGGCUGCUUUCAGUGAAUCUGGAUUUCACACGCUGAUCUCUUUCCCUCUCAGAAACUCGGAGGCAGCACAUCGGUGGGCAGUGGGAACGCUCUUCACCUGAUUGCGGCCCUGUCGCAGAACGCCAAUGCCUGGGGAGACCUUUACUGGGACGACGGUGAGAGUCUGGACACGUUUGCCAAGGGCGACUAUUCUUACUUAGUGUUCAACGUCACACAGGUAAGAAGAGCCUCUUUGCCCUGCUGUGGUGUGACCAGCAAGUUACCUACAGUGGUACCUCUGGUUACAAACUUAAUUCGUUCCCUGCUCUUCGGCAAAAGGAAGGCUCCCAGAGCAGCUUGCAUGCAAUAAAUUAAAACAAAACAGUCCCUUCCCGCAGGUCUAUAAUCUAAAAAAGCAUGGCACACAAGGGGAAAGUGACAAGGAAGAUGAGGAGGGAUUAAACGUGGACCACCAGUUUUUAAACCAUUGCUCAAUAGGGGCAGGAGGCGCCUGAUGGAGCUGGGCUUUUGGCAAAGGAGACGGAAUGAGCACCGGUUCUCAUCUCUGCCCCUGAGGCAGUCUGGGGGAAGGUGAUGCUUGACGGCAGUAGUUCUCACAAAUUGUGGUGUACCACACUGAUGUGGCAGGACAGGGUGCCAAGUGUGGCAGGAAGAUUCAAGGACAAUCAAUGAAAAAUUUAAACAUUUCACUGUAGUAUCAAUUUUUAUUUUUGCAGAAUAUGGAUAGAUAUAUUUUCAAAAUGAGAGCAAGAGCAACGAGUGAUACUGCAAACAAUCCUGAUUGUGUUUUCCAAUAUAUUUCUUCUCACUAAAAAGAUGUGGCACGAGCAGUUUUUUAUUCUGAAAGUGUGGUCCAGAGAAAAAAGUUUGCAAAUGACUGCCCUAGGGUGAGGAGCUGGCCUGCCCCGGCAGAACCAGUAGAGUGAGCCCUGCUUCCCAUCUCUCUCUUCCGCUGAUGUCAACCGACCUUGAGAAGCUGCUUCAAAUCUAGCAGAUCUCUUCCUGUGGCCUCGUCAGAUGGGAAUCACUUCUACUCUUCCUUUAGCGACAGCCCUAGAGGAUCUGCACACAGACUAAUCUUUCUGAAGCAGGAUGAUAUGAAUGAAUCGAUCCCAUAUUAGCAGUGGGGAAGAGAAGAGAGGAGUUGAGUGUGUUUGCUGAAGCUGUGACCAGGGAGUUCCCGCUUUUUUCUCUUUUCCUUCCAGAACACAUUCACGUCCACCGUCCUGCAUUCAAACGCGGGAGCCACGUAUGUCACAGUGGAUGCACUGAGUGUCUAUGGGGUCCGAGAAGAGCCAAAGGCAGUCACUGUCAAUGGCAAGGAGAGGCCGUUUACCUACCUGACAAACCAGGUAACUGACAGGCAGCUUGGAUGUGCAGCAAGUGGGUGCUAGAGGCAGGGUCUUGUCUGUGUUGGCACCUAGAAUCUGGCAUGCCCUCCCAGGAGAGGCCCAUCCCUGCUUGUUUUUCACUGGGCAACUCUAUGAUUCUACUGCCUUUGUUUUCUAACUUGGUCACUGUACUGUUUUUAGCUUUAUUCUAAUUUAAACAAAAAACCCCUCCUUUUUAUUUGCAAUUCUAAUAUACUAAGAGCAAACUCAGUUCUCCAGAGAUAAAUCCUUACACAGCCAAAACAAGAACAUCCACCCUCAAGGGGGAGGUAUCAGCAGGGUUUGGGGAACUCCAAAGUUUGCAGAAGUAGAAUAUAGAGUAUUUGGGGUGGGGCGACCUGAGUGGAGAACGGGGGAAAACUGGCCCAUGAAGACUGAGCAUGUUUGUUUGUUAUUUUUACAUUUAUACUCCAACUUCCCUCCCAGAGAACUCAUACAUCGUUUUCUUCCUUAUUUGACUCUCACAACAACCCUGAGGGGCAAGUUAGGCUGAAAAUGAGUGACCCAAGGUCACUGAGGGGGCUACAUGGCCAAGUGGGGAUUUGAACCCUGCUCUCUCAGGUCUUAGUCCAACACUCUAACCGCUACACCAUGCUGGCCACAGAAUGUUGCGUGUCUGUAGGAGAGGGAAAUGACGUUGACUAGGACAUGGGCAGCAAGAAUAUUAUUGGCACAGAAAUGGAAACAAGAAGAACUACCGACAAAAGAAGAAUGGCAGACGAAAUUAAUGGACUAUGCAGAAUUAGAUAAGAUGACAGGAAGGAUUCGAAACCUGCGGCACCAAAGAUUCUCAGAGGAUUGGAAUAAAUAUUUGAACUAUUUGAAAAGCAAUUGUAAUAAACAGAUUACACUAGUAGGACUGCAAGAAGUUUUGUAAGGAGGAUUAUGUGAAAUAUUGCAGAGAAGAUUAUGAAGAGAGUUAUUAGUUAAGGACAAUUAAAAGUAAUAGGGAAAUUAAGAAAUGUAGAUUAAGUGAUAAAGAUUGAAAAAUCUUCAGAUGCAGUUGAUGGAAGUCCAAAACAUUGUAUAAGAUAAGAAAAUAUGUUAUAUGAUUGUUGGAAAUGAUAUGUAAUAUAGAUAGAUAGAUAGAUAGAUAGAUAGAUAGAAAGAAUAGGACAUGGUUGGCUGUAACCCUAAACAGAAGCACUCCAUGCUGCAACAUUUUCCUGCAGGUUUCACUUAGAAUCACAGAAUUGUAGAUUUGGAAGGGACCCCGAGGUCCAAUGCAGGAAUCUCAGCUAAAGCAUCCAUGGCAGAUGGCCAUCCAAGUUCUGCUUAAAAACCCCCAAGGAAGGAGAGUCCAGAACCUCCUGAGAGAGUCUGCUCCACCGUUGAACAGCUGUUACUCUCCGAAAGUCCUUCCUGAUGUUUAAUCGGAAUCUCCUUUCUUGUAACUUGAAGCCAACAAUUUAUUAGAUUACCACUGGCAGCUUUUUUUAAAAAAAUAAUUGCAGUAGAAAAAUGGGGGCGGGAGGGAUAACUAUUAGAAACGCAAACUUGUUCGGUAGAUUUAUUGCUUUAUUGUUUGGCGCCCAGCCACGCUUCCCUGCGAGCCUCUGCAGCUUCUGUUUACGCAGUGUGGCUUUGGAGCGGUCGUAAAGCAAUUAGCAGAAUUACACAGCGUCAGUGUGUCGAAAAGGGCAGUAAACAAGUCCCACACGUUUCUUCUGUCCUAAUAUCCCUUUAUUUGCUCAAAAGUAGCAUAUUUACAAUCAAUACCAGCCAUCAGAUUCAAGCUGCAUCUUCUCCCUCUGUUUGCAGCUACGCAACAAACUGCUUUCGCUUUUCACUCAGCUCACAGCAUUCCAAGCUGCUUUCGUCACGUCCUGGCGUACUUCCCUUGUACGCGACUCCUCUCAGGCUUGAGGCACAGAAGGUUAACCCUUCAAUACACCCAACACACCUUGCCUCGCGCCUGAAGGGAGAAUCGACCCUUGGUCGUCUCAAACCCAGACCUUCGCAAAACUCCCCAUGUCUUUGGAAGGUGAAUGGCUUCGUGAACCCAUCAGCUAGGUUCUUGGCAGAAGGACAAUACUUCAGCGCAACUAAUCCCUCCUGAACACUCUGGCACACAUUCCGAUAGCGAAUGUCUAGGUGUUUAGUUCUAGCCUUGAACUGACCUGACUCUGCCAAACGCAGGCAUGGUUGAUUGUCCUCGAAAACACGUAUCGGCAGACAAUCCACUUCGCGGAGUUCCUGCACUAAGCAAGCAUAGAACUCUACUUCUCUGCACACCUCUGAAAGAGCACUAAACUCAGCCUCAGUGGAUGAGAGCACUAUAAGACUUUGCUUCUUGGACCUCCAUCCAACUACUGAGUUCCCAAACUUCACCACUAGGCCAGACACAGACUUGCGAUCCUCAAGAUUAGCCCAAUCCGAGUCCACAAAGCAAGUCAGUUUGACUUCUCCUUGUGCUGGCAACCUAAGACAAAAGUCUUUGGUCUCCUGCAAAUACCUCAGAACUCUCUUGAUGCCAUUCCAGGCUUGCACACUAGGGUUUGAAGCUUCCCUGCUGAGCAGAUUGACAGCAAACGCUAUAUCAGGUCUACUCCACUGGGACAAGUACAACAAACUCCCUAGGGCAGACUGAAACACUUCAGUAUUUUCGAACGCAGCGCAUUCUACUUGCUGGCUGUCCUUCACAAAACUAGUCUCCAUAGGACUUCUCACUCCUGCACAAUCACUCAUCCUCAUUUUCUGAAGCAAUUGCUCAAUUUUACCUCUCUGGCUGAGCAAGAAGCUUCCAUCCUGUGCACGCUCAACACUGACACCUAGAUAGGAUUUGACAGCACCAAGCUGUUUAAGCUUGAAUCGUUUACCUAGCUCUUCGGCAAACUUCUCCACCUGUUCAUCUGUCUCUGAGAAAAACAAGUCAUCAACCCACAUCUGCAAAUACUCUUGUGUUGCCCCUGAUCCUCUCAAAUAAAAGCAACUAUCAGCAACACUUCUCCUGAAACCUAGCUCUUCAUUCAGGCACAUGUUCCAGUUUCUAGCAGAUUGACGUAAUCCAUAGAUGGAUUUGUGCAAUCUCCAUACAACAUCCUGCCUUAAAUUCUCAAACCCCGGAGGAGGAAUCAUGUACAGCUCCUCCUGGAGAUCUGAGUUAAGGUAGGCAACAUCCACAUCAAAGUGGUUUACUUUCCAGCCUCUCUGUGCUGCACAAGCUAAAAGCGUUCUCAGAGUCUCCGCUCGUGACGUUGGCGAAUACACCUCCGUGAAGUGUAUUCCCUUCCUCUGAGUAAAUCCUCAAGCAACUAACCUGGCUUUAUACUGUGGCUCUCCAGUGUUAGUGGGUUUCAAGCGGUAAACCCACCUGCAACUCACAGCCUGCUUGCCCGGUGGCAACUCUGUGAGUGAGAACACACCUAGAUCUUUCAUGGACUUCAUCUCUUUGUCCAUUGCCCUGUGCCACUUAUCUGCUUCUUCCUCAGGUAAACUCUGAAUAUCCUCGAAGGAUUCAGGUUCACAUCUUGCAGAACCUACCCAGAUGCCUGAAGCGUCGUACCGAUCAGGAGGCCUCCUUGUCCUCGCUGAUCUCCUCAGUGUGAAUCCUGGUGACCCUGUUGCUUCACUGGGUCCAGCUAAAUCAUCCUCAACUUCAAUGUCUUCCCCCUCUGACCUGCUGCGCCUCUUGGGCCUUACAGCUGGUCCAGCAGGUGAGGAAGGCUCACUCUUUGGCUCAAACUUGACACUUGCCUGAGGAGGUGUUCUAGGUUCCCCCCUCUGAGGGAUCCUGAGCUGUCCCUGCCUUGGACUCUGCCCCUGUGGUGGAUCCUGUUUACAUGCAUUGCAAUCUAAAAAUUUGUCACAAACAUUAAAUUUGCACCCUUGCUUCAGCUCUGGUGCUUUCUGGAGAUAUCUCCAAUUCAGAUGGGCGAAGCGUCGGUGCCAGAUAUGUGAACAACCAUGGUGGGGCGCUACAUUCACACAUUGGCCCUUCGCAUCUUCGGUGUCAUCCUCUCCUGUGGAAAAAAGCACAUUUACAGCAAACAAAUUAUCUUUAGACUGCACUGUGUACACGUGUUUCCCAUCCUUGGAAACUUCACACUUGGUACCUGCAAAAGAGACAUGAAAACCAUCAACGAGUAGAUCAUGCACACUUAACAAACAGUUAGUUAAACCAGGCACUGCAUAAGCUUUGACUUCAUGCUUAAGAAAAGGACAGAAGAAAAAGCCUGUCUCUGUUAGUCUUUUUCUGCUUCCAUCCGCAAUCGUCACAAAUUUCUCAGUUUUUACUGUCCUGCAAUUUCUCAAAAGACCAGGAGAUGGCACCAACGAGUUUGUGGCACCACUGUCGAUUAUUACAGUGAGAAAGUCUUGUUGUUGACAUUCCUGGGUCGCCAGGGCAACAAUCUCUUCGCUACCCCCCUCCUUGGGGCUUCUGCAGAUGUCCUCUCUGGUUGUCACGGCAACAGACUCCCCCCGGCAGGGAGACUUGCCCACGACCUUCACAGCUUCCGUAGAUGCAACUCUCUCAGUUGCCUUGGAGACUGAACUUGUCUCGGCGUUCCCACACAACUCCACAGCUCUUAUCUCUACUUGCUGCAGGUGGCCGACCUUGAAGCCUCCAGCACGGCUAGGCUUCGGCUCUUGGCGUAAACAACUCUUGGCACCUUUUGGAGAAAGAGGCGUUUCUGAGCUUUCACUGCUCACUGCCCCCCCCCCCACUGCUCACGGGGCCUCCAGGACGUUUUCCUGCACCCCCUCUGAUGGGUAAAGGGCUCCCAACACUUGGCCUCUCUCCAGGUUCCUCACACAGACACAUUGCAGCAUCCAUACAACUCCCAGGCUCAGCAAAAGCACCAGCAGCAUUGCCAGCAACAGCAACAGUCCCUUCGCCUCCCCCCCCGUGGGGGCUCCCAGCUCCUCCCAGCUGUGUAUCGGCUCUCAAGAAUGUGGCCGGCGCCAUCUUGCCUCUCCCUUUCGGAUGCAGCCACUUCUCAGCCCUUGCUUCCCACCCCAGCUCCACAAGCCUCUCAGAGUGCUAGCCAAGCGGCCUCUGGCCUUUUUGCACCCAGGACAACUGGCACCAGCUGAGCAUCCACAUUUUCUGCCAAAAAAGCAAGCACACGCUUCUCAACUUCACUUUGCUCUGCAGCCCUUUCAGCCUCUGCUUUCCCAGCUGCAUUCUGUGGGGGCUGGACUACGUCCCAAAGCUGCUCCCCCACCAGCAAAAGCUCCACUUGAAAGCUCCACUGCAGCCAAUUUUGGACAGUCAGUUUCUGACAUGGCAGUUUAGACUCAAAGCCAUAUCCAUGGGGCUGAGCCAUUGCCUCCCUUCUGUUGGCCUUUGCAAGAGCAGCCGAUAAUACUCACUCUGCAGCCAAAAACCGGGCACUCCGGACGACGUGGCUCCCAGCUCCCACUCCGUCAGCCUCCUCCGAUCUGCCCUUUGAAGUCUUGGCAGUCGAUCAAGCCGACGUUCAGUCCUUUUAGAGUCUUCCAAACCCUUUCUCACACGCUUCACGUUGACCCAUAACCUUGUUCGGUAGAUUUAUUGCUUUAUUGUUUGGCGCCCAGCCACGCUUCCCUGCGAGCCUCUGCAGCUUCUGUUUACGCAGUGUGGCUUUGGAGCAGUCGUAAAGCAAUUAGCAGAAUUACACAGCGUCAGUGUGUCGAAAAGGGCAGUAAACAAGUCCCACACGUUUCUUCUGUCCUAAUAUCCCUUUAUUUGCUCUUCACUACACCCUUCACUACACCCAACAAAACUAUUGAAGGGAAUAAAGGUAAAGGGACCCCUGACCAUUAGGUCCAGUCGUAGCCGACUCUGGAGUUGCAGCGCUCAUCUCGCUUUACUGGCCAAGGGAGCCGGCGUACAGCUUCCGGGUCAUGUGGCCAGCAUGACUAAGCUGCUUCUGGCGAACCAGAGCAGCGCACGGAAACGCCGUUUACCUUCCCGCCGGAGUGGUACCUAUUUAUCUAUUUGCACUUUGACGUGCUUUCGAACUGCUAGGUUGGCAGGAGCUGGGACAGAGCAACAGGAGCUCACCCUGUCACGGGGAUUCGAACUGCCGACCUUCUGAUCUGGAAGUUCUAGGCUCUGUGGUGUAACCCACAGCGCCACCCGCGUCAUAAUGAAGGGAAUAAAGGCCCCAGCUAAUCACUGAUCUCGCUUCCUUCGUAGGUUCUCACUGUGAGUGACCUGCAGCUCAACCUCAGCCGCGGAUUCAGCGUACACUGGAUGUGAGACUGGCAGAGUUUCCUCCGCCCCAGCCGUCUGAAUGUACUGUUGCCGGCAGGCGGGUCUGUCGCCCGUCCAGGCCCUCUGGGUGGGGGCCGCACACCCCUAGAAGGGUCUCCAUGGCCCCGAGCCUCGCGCUCUCUUCUUCGUGUCUCCUCAGGAAAAGGGACUCCCUACUGCUGCUUCGGCUUUUACUGCAUUUCUGCCAAAAAAACAAAAACCAAGCCCCAUCUCCGCUGGGCCCUCGAUGGGGCGAGGGUCUCUUGCACGCUGCUGGACGUCCCACCGAGCCAUCCCGCGCUUUGCUGCUCCCGUCGGAAAAGGGAGACGCCUCCGUCGCCUUCGCUGGGUUAGAGUGCCUAAACUGUGUAUCUGUGUGCGUGAGUUUUGUGCGUGUUUCUAAAGGUAGCCCAGGAUCUCUGUGCUGCUGCUGCUGCUGCUGCUGCUGCUGCUGCAUCCUUUAUCGCACUGUCUCUGCCGCUGCAUGAGAAGGGACGCUACGCAUGCCAAGCGUCCCAAGCCCAGUGCCUGGUGUUCCCGGUUUAAAGGAUCCAAGAUAGCAAGGCUGAGUGGGGGGAGAGAACCUCUUCUUCCUAAGAUGCCACAUGUUUGUCCAGCAUAACCCUACCCUCCAGGGUCCUGAUUUGGGGAGGGGAGGAUAUGCAAGCCAGGGUCUCUGCUGUCUUUUGCUGGGAGCAGGACCUGAAGGGCAGAAAGUGCAGCACCUCCAAGCCAGGCAAAGGUAGGAGAACAAGUUCCUGAGCCUUCAUCCUCCGUGCCAAUGAGAGGGGCAGGUGAUGUUCACCGCAGUACCCUUUUGUUUCCGCAGAGGGCGCUAAAGCUUGAGCACUCUCUUGGGGCACAUUCACACCAUGCAUUUAAAGCAUGGGUAGGCAAAUUGAGGUCUGGGGGCCGGAUGCGGCCCAAUCGCCUUCUAAAUCUGGUCCACGGAUGGUCCGGGAAUCAUUGUGCUUUUACAUGAGUAGAAUGUGCCCUUUUAUUUAAAAUGCAUCUCUGGGUUAUUUGUGGGGCGUAGGAAUUCGUUCAUUUCCCCCAAAAAAUACAGUCCAGCCCCCCACAAAGUCUGAGGGACAGUGGACCGGCUCCCUGCUGAAAAAGUUUGCUGACCCCUGAUUUAAAGCAAUAUGAUUCCGCAGCGGUGGCUUAUGCCAAAGGAUUCUGGGAGGUGUAGUUUGUUCAGGGUUCUGAGAGAGCAUUCCACAAACAGGAAUUCCCUUUGUAGAGGGAUUGAUCAUUAAACCACUCUGGGGUCCCCUCGCAACUCUUAGAAGCCUUAACAAACCACAGCUCCCAGAAUCCUUGGGGGGGAAUGGCGAUUUACAGUGGUAAAUGUGAGGUAUGAAUGUGCUCCUAAGGCUCAGCUAAGGUUCAUAAGAAGUGUCCAGCUGGAUCAGGCCAGCAUUGUCACUGUAGCCAACCAAAUGUUUGGGGUUAGCCUGUUUAGGCCUGCUGUCUGUGUGCAGGAGCCGAUCAAAACAAAAUUCCUCCAGGACCUGAGCCCAAGAGAACUCACCCGGAGUUCUGGUACGCAGCACAAGGCAGCUUGUUCUCAAACCAACAUCGAAAGCCAAAGCCCUAUUUUGCCAACAUUGCUUUAAACCCACAAAGAUCAACGGAGGGUUUUCACUUCGCCAUAACCCCGUUUGUUCGAUGGCUCACAGGUUCUGCUUGAAGGUGCCUUCCAGCGAUAACCGAACCGGGCUCCACGAGCUGCUCAAACAACAGAUGCCACUGUUGACCUAACCCACAGCCUCGCCCAAGGCUGGCCCCUUGGGGUUUUGCCGCCUUAGGUGAGGUUCGCUUCUUUCAGUGCUGCGGAGGUUGUACCUCUUGCAUCACAUCCCAACACCUGCUUGUUUCCCCAAGAGGGAAUUGGGGCUGGUUAUGAAUCCGCCUCCUGUUUGAAUGUGUCUGCAGUGAUUCAGAAUGUAUCCUUGGGGGGGGGGGGGAUGCUCAGUUGCACUAUUUUUUAUACAGAUCCCUCCUUCCCCCUACCUGCAGUUUCGUGAGCAGAGCAGGGAGCUGCCUGCUUUGCUUCUGGCCAUUUGGGAAAGGCCAGCAAUGGUGAAAAACAAAGUGAGUGGCGCAUUCGGAUUGUUUAGCUUUUACCCGUUCAUUUGGGGCUUUGCAUCUGCCAUUUCUCUGUGGCUGGCUGUACCCAGAUUGACUCUCAAUAAAACAAACCUUCAAAGAGUUCAAAGUGAUUCACUUCCGUUCAUGAAUGCUUGCUGGGCAUAUUCAAAGAGAACCAAAACAGCAAACCUGCAAAGCGUGGCGUAGCAGAAAUUCAGGACCCUGGUGCAAUGAUGCACGAUCCGCUCGCCACUUCUCGAGCAACGCAUGAGAGAGCAAACCUGUUCCUGGGCCAUACAGAAAUGCAAUGUUAAAUACAGCUUUGCCAUUCUCGUUUUAAAUGCAAACACUGGUAGCUGGGGGUUGCAGGAAAUGACAACUGGAAUUACAGCUGGUG